Molecule: messenger RNA, 75679 nt
Organism: Porites evermanni
Lineage: Eukaryota; Metazoa; Cnidaria; Anthozoa; Scleractinia; Poritidae
Source: the annotation of a GenBank genome assembly
UUGAACAUUGUCUUUUUAGAUAUAGAGGAAUGUAAAAAAGAUUUGGAUAAUUGUCAUACUGAUGCCAACUGUACAAACACUUAUGGAUCAUUCUACUGCGCUUGUCAACUUGGUUACACAGGAGAUGGAGUCUCGUGUGUCGGUAAAUGCUAAAAAAAGUAAUUUUAACAUAUCGUUUAAAAAUAUUUUCUGCGAGACCUGGUACUCUAAGUCUUUUUCCAAUCAUUCUGCUGCCUCUUAUUGCAGCUCCUUUAGCAUCAAAGAAAUUGUGCACCACUAAACUGUAUUUCUCCCACAGGGUAGUACUGCUGAAUGAAAAACCUGAAUGACAAGUCUACGAGCGCUUGCUUAUAUUGAGCACUUUUGAACGACAGCUCGUCUUACCGCUUUGAUAAUAAAUAAAGUGUGUUCAUAUGGUCGGGCGAAAAGAGAGCUGAAUUUUGCCGUACGAAGUUUACAGGCCGGUCUAUCCGGAUGGCUUUUACUUACCGCUAUCGUGGUCAAAAUUGUUGAGAAGUUUUUAGCUUUCACAUUUCAGUGGAUUUCUGUCCCCAUUCCCUUGAAUCAGUUUUGUACAUAAAGAAAGCGUAUUUGGCCUGUAAUAACCCAAUAUUGAUGGGAUUAGGCUUUUUUGGUUUACCAAAUGAGCGGUUCAUACUUCACUAACAGACAGCAAUUUAUCUCUGUAAACAAUCAGAUUCAGAUCCACUGCAAAAAACAUGUGGAUUACCACAAGGCUCUGUGCUUGGCCCAGUAUUAUUCCUGAUUUGUAUUAAUGACUUCACCAAUUGUUCAUCUAUUUUUUAUUUCCGUUUAUUUGCUGAUAAUUUUAAUCUAUAUUAUACCCAUAGUGAUUUACAUCAUGUUGAGGAAAAUGUUAAUCGAGCCUAUGGCUUCGUGCCAACCAACUCACAAUAUUGCUAAAACACAUUUUGUAAUAUUUCAUCCUCAUCAAAAAAAGAUAAACAAUUCCUUGAACAUUGAAACAGAUUGUAAGCCAAUUAAUUAACAAAAAAGUGUUAAGUACCUUAGCAUUCUCAUAGACUGUCAUCUCAGUUGGAAGGAACAAAUCCAAGAAAUUUAAAAAAUAUAUAUCUAGGGUUAUUGGAGUCCUAGGUAAGAUUAGACAUUUUGAUGACACGAAAACACUAGUUCAAUUAUACCAUGCCAUUAUUCUUCCCUUUCUCUCCUGUGGCUGUACAGUGUGGGGCAACACUUAUGACCAUAACAUUAAAACACUUCAAAUAAUACAAAGAAAAGCAAUUCGUUUAAUUACUUUCUCUAAUUUCGAUGCUAAGCUUAACCUUCUUAAACUUCAAGAUCAUUAUUAAGCUUCAAACUCUCUGCUUUAUGCAUCAAUUUAAUACUGGCAAACUACCAAAGAUCUUUGAUUCGUUUUCUGUUAAAACAUCUUGUAAACAUAACGUAAACACUUGAUUUGCAUCUAGAUCUAUUUUCUAUCUUCCAAAAAUUCGAACAAAUUAUGGCAAAUUUAAUAUUCGAUUUAAUGGACCUAAAUUAUGGAAUGAACUCGAUGAAAGAUUCAAGUGUCUUACUUUCAAUCGAUUUUAAAAAGAACUAAAGUUGCAUUUCAUUAGUCUCUAUUAAUCUUUACUGAUAUUUUGAUGGUGUAUAUUUAUUUAUUUUGUUUUGUUUUGUUCUGUAUAUCCACUAUUGUACCAAGUUUAUGAUACUUAUGUGUACCAAUGUAUUUGUUGUGCCUCUUUCCUGACUUUCACAUUUUUAAUUAUCAUAAUUACUGUCACCCAACUAGUUUAGCUUUUUAGUUAUUUUGGGUGUCCGACUACUGUAUGCACUGUUUAUUUAUAAUAUUCUUGUAAAUUCUUUUGGUUGUCUAAAGUAGUAGAAAUAAACUGUUGUUGUUGUUGUUGCUCGUAAAAUGCUGGAAAGUUGCUCACUGCAAUGCCAAAAAGUUGCUCCCUAACUUUCAAAAGUUACCACCUAAAUUUCUUGAUAUUCUUAUAUAAACGUUAAAUAAAAGCUUUAUUUUUCGUUCUUCACAAUAAUUACAAACAUCGGUCAAGAAAAAAAAAUGAAAAAAAGUAAAAAUAAUAAUUUAAAAAAUAAUUUAAAAAAUAGAAAAAUUGAACUUUUCAAUGAAAUCGUUGACUUUUUCGUGCUUGAUUGAUAUGUGCUCUAAACCUAUAUUUUGCUCAAAAAAUGCUCAGAAAGACAAAAUUUGCUCGAGGUUGCUAGAACCUCAAAAAUUUGCUCCAAACGCCAAAAGUUGCUCAAAAGUUGCUGAGCACAAUCGGGAAAGGCCUAGAUGGGUGCUAUUAAGGUGGCUCGACUGGAUUUUUUUCAGGGGAUACCUCCCAGGUUUGAGCAUUAACUACGUCGCCAUGAGCAAAGAUAUGGGAAAAAGAUUACCACAACUGUAUUAUAUAAAGAUGAAAAUUUCUUAUGAUCUGGGUUUUAUUGCAAUCGGAGUCGCCAUGGCAACGUAACGACGCCAUUACGUUUUUUAUUUAUCUUUGUGUUUCUCUGUACCGGGAGUUUUUUUAAGAAAUCGCUUAAGGGAGUUUGUACCUGCCAUAAUUGCCUCAAUUAUGGCAAAGUUUGAACAAAUUCUAUGAGAGCGUUUUCGAGAUAUUUUGAAACGAAGUUUUAAGCAUCAUAAAAACAGUGAAAUAGCAUGCUAUCCACGCAAUUAGCUAAAUUUUUGAGAAAAUGAUAAGCUUUGGAAACGCGGCUUCAUCUCAUAGUGGUUUGAUUCCAUUGAAAACUGCGUACAAAAAAAGAGGAGAAUUGCUCCGGGCGAUCUCGAGUAAGAAGAAUUUUAGUAACUUGCAUUCGGCUGCUUUUGUUACGGUUUUUGCACAUAAUUUGGUGGAUGCCUACAAAUUUCGCAUUUUUCAAAAAACCGCUCUAUAAAUUUUUUUAUAAAUUUUGCAAUCGCGAGAUCAAUCAUCUAUAAAUAUACCCUGCAAGUUUUAAGAACAUUGAAAACAGAGAAGGCUUUUAAAUAGGGCCUCAAAUAUAACCAAUUUUCCCCCCAUAUUUUGUGUUUACAAGUGAGCGUCCUCAUUAUUCACUGGCACUGUUUCCAAGUUUUAUAUGCACGUGCCCAUUUAGCAAAAAGAUAGAAUUUGCAUCAAAAAAGAACCCUCUGUUAAAUCUCCCGAAUAUGCUAAUAACCGGGUAAAGAAAUUAGUGAUAUAUUAUAACGUCACAGCAACUCUUUGUAAGAGUUUCUGUGAAGUUAUAACCCGAGUAAGUAAAGUAUUUCAUCCUGCACGAUGAGCCGUGACGUUCACCGUCUCGGCUCUCACUGCUAUCUGUGACACAAGCCAAUUAUUAGCAUAUUCCGGAUAUUUCUUCCGAAAGUAAUCGAGAGUUCUUUUUGAUGCAAACUUAUUUAUUUUUGCUAAAUGUGCACGUGCAUAUGAAACUUGGAAACAAUGCCAAUGAAUAAUGAGGACGCUCACUUGUAAACACAAAACCUGGGGGGAAAAUUGGUUAUAUUUGAGGCCCUAUUUAAAAGCCUUCUCUGUUUUCAAUGUUCUUGAAACUUGCAGGGUAUAUUUAUUAGCAAAUGAUCUCGGGAUUGUGAAGUUUAGAAAAAAUUUUAUCGAGCGGUUUUUUGAAAAAUGUGAAAAUUGUAGGCAUGGACCAAAUUAUGUGCAAAAACUGUAACAAAAGCAGCCGAAUGCAAGUUAAUAAAAUUCUUCUUACUCGCGAUCGCCCAGAGCAAUUCCCCUCUUUUCUUGUACGCAGUUUUCAAUGGAAUCAAACCACUAUGAGAUGAAGCCGCGUUUCCAAAGCUUAUCAUUUUCUAAAAAAGUUAGCUAAUUGUGUGGAUAGCAUGCUAUUUCACUGUUUUUAUGAUGCUUAAAACUUCGUUUCAAAAUAUCUCGAAAACGCUCUCAUAGAAUUUGUUCAAACUUUGCCAUAAUUGAGGCAAUUAUGGCAGGUACAAACUCNAAACACAAAACCUGGGGGGAAAAUUGGUUAUAUUUGAGGCCCUAUUUAAAAGCCUUCUCUGUUUUCAAUGUUCUUGAAACUUGCAGGGUAUAUUUAUUAGCAAAUGAUCUCGGGAUUGUGAAGUUUAGAAAAAAUUUUAUCGAGCGGUUUUUUGAAAAAUGUGAAAAUUGUAGGCAUGGACCAAAUUAUGUGCAAAAACUGUAACAAAAGCAGCCGAAUGCAAGUUAAUAAAAUUCUUCUUACUCGCGAUCGCCCAGAGCAAUUCCCCUCUUUUCUUGUACGCAGUUUUCAAUGGAAUCAAACCACUAUGAGAUGAAGCCGCGUUUCCAAAGCUUAUCAUUUUCUAAAAAAGUUAGCUAAUUGUGUGGAUAGCAUGCUAUUUCACUGUUUUUAUGAUGCUUAAAACUUCGUUUCAAAAUAUCUCGAAAACGCUCUCAUAGAAUUUGUUCAAACUUUGCCAUAAUUGAGGCAAUUAUGGCAGGUACAAACUCUCUUAAGCGAUUUCUUAAAAAAACUCCCGGUACAGAGAAACACAAAGAUAAAUAAAAAACGUAAUGGCGUCGUUACGUUGCCAUGGCGACUCCGAGGGCAAUAAAACCCAGAUCAUAAGAAAUUUUCAUCUUUAUAUAAUACAGUUGUGGUAAUCUUUUUCCCAUAUCUUUACUAAUGGCGACGUAGUUAAUGCUCAAACUUGGGAGGUAUCCCCUGAAAAAAAUCCAGUCGAGCCACCUUAAAAUAAUAUAGAUUUAUUGUUAUGGCAACGUUAAGAGAACAUCAAUAAGCCAAAGUACUGAUUCAUGAUUCUUAAAACCUCUUAAAACCCACUUUUUUUCCUUAUUGUACGCAUGCGUGUUUGCUGAAAAGAGCCACAUAAGAUUAUUUUAAGGACGAUGGAAGAUUUCAAGCUAUUAAAUAAGAUACGCUAGAAAAUAUUCAGACUUUGAUUAAGACAAUAUUUUUUGUCUAUUCCCUUACAAACUACCACUUUAACAGUUCCAUCUUGGUUAAUCAGUAGCACAGUAUUCUUCGUUGAAUGGUUAACAAGGCUCCAAUGAACAGGCCCGGAUUCCACCAAGAACAACAAACGCUCUCUGCAGCGACAUAUUUGUGUUUACAGUUUCCACAGAAACUGAAACACUAUCCAGCCAUGUCGUCAGUCCGUAAGAUCCGUAAUGGCCGUGAAACGCUAAUUCUGAAGGACGGGUGUCCCAUUACGCCCUAGUCGUUGCUUGUCAGUAUGUAAAUUUAUUCUUUUCUUGUCUAAAGAAAUUUUGCUAAAAAGGGAUAACUGUGGUAAUCGGCUUGCUACAUGUACCUAGGUAACAUGAAAGUGAAGUUUCACCUUUAACGUCAGAAAAAUAAGCGUGACCUGUUGUGUCAAAAAAGGUUUUUUUUGUCGAUGCAAGAAGUCACGUUUCAUUUUCUCUUUGACUUUUUUCAUGUUCAAAAACCUGGUAAGUCUGGAUCGACCAUGGUUUACAAUUCUUUUAACCAGCCUUUUGGUGCAAGGAAAAACACGUGAGAUGCGAGUCUGUUUAUGGGGCUAAGGCAAUCUAAGACUGUACUGAAUAAAAAACUCUGCUUAUUUCUCUUUCUAAGAUGUCGCGGAGUGUUCUGUCGGAUUUCACAACUGCCAUACUGAUGCCAACUGCACCAACACAAAAGGAUCGUUCUACUGCACGUGUCAUACGGGAUACUCUGGAGAUGGAGUCACGUGUGUUGGUACGUACGAUCGUUUCAUUUACCGUGGUGCUUCAUUGAAGCACUGGUCGUAAUGUCGAAUAGAAGAACACGCAGUAGGCAAUUAAAUACAUGCAUUGCCGCGUCAUGGAUUUACUCGCGGUAUUUAUAAGUUUUACAGUGUAAUUAAAAGAAAUAAGGUUGUGAAGCAAAAUACGAGAAAUCCUUUCCUCAAUCAACACUGAACUGAAUACACUGCAGGCUCCUCUAUACUAAGUUUAAAUAAAACAUUUGGCGGGGAGUUUAAUCAUUACUAGUAAGAAAUAACUUAGCAUAUGAGUAUAUUAAACAGACAUUAUUUCUAUCGUUGUCUUAUCUUAGAUGUGAAUGAGUGUCUGCCCGAUGAAAUAUCUGAUGAAUAUCGUUUGCUCUCCCACACCUGUCACGCUGACGCCAACUGUACCAACACUAAUGGAUCCUUCUACUGCACGUGUCAUACGGGAUACUCUGGAGAUGGGGUCACGUGUGUUGGUGGGUAUUCUACACACACUAUCCUUUCCUUUAGUACAGUUGAACCUCUCCACAACGGCCACCUUGGGGACAAAAGAAAGUGGCUGUUAUGGGGAGGUAGGGUUGUUAUAUGACAAUUCUUUCAGGGAGUGCCAAGUUCAUGCCUGUUUACUGUCCAUCCAAUCAUAUUUAAUGCAAAGAGACAAACUACACAAAAAAAUUGAAUUAUGUCUUGAAUCAAGAUGUUGACGUAACCGCCAAAACGAGCAAGGUUCGCAACAUUCGCCAUAAGUACUUACUGCUGCAGUAUAAAUGAAGCAAAAAUCAAAAUACGAUUGCCCCGAUAUAUCAUAAACGUGCAAAUUCAUGACCAUUCUUGACUUUCUCAUCAGUCAUUGAAAAACACUGACCUUCGCCGAGAGGUUAUUUUGGCAGUUGAGAACACGCGUUACUGGCCGAUGCCGCUAUAGAGAGGUGGCCGUUGUGGAGUAGCCUCCCCUGCAGACGUUCUUAGGGGUUUGUCACGCGUUCCUGACCCACGGACGUCUGCUGACUUGAGCGGAAAAAACGUAGACCAAUCACAGCAGACUUCCAGACCUGGGAAGUGCACUUUGGACCCUGAUAAAUUUCGCGCUUGACUUUAUAGCUCCAGAAAAGAGCACAAAGGUCUCAUGAAAGGUGAAGACCUUACAGUUUUAGAAGGAACCACUCAGUUAACUCACAAGCGUUAUUACUAGUGGCUACCCUCACAAUCUCAUAGAAAAAAGUACCUCGGAGGUUAAAUUUGCUGAACGGAAGUCGGCUUUACUACAAAACAAUAACGUGUGAAAAAAAAGUUCUACCUUUUCUUCAGUCUUACAGGGUACUAUUCAUACUAUUUUUGACCAGUGUUCGGCCUUACACUUACGUCUCCUCACACCGUUUUUUUUAGAUAUCGAUGAAUGUCAGCCAUUUGGAUUAUCCUCUGAGUACCAACACUUGUCUCACAUUUGUCAUGAUGAUGCUAACUGCUCAAACACUAAAGGAUCCUAUUACUGCAUAUGUCUAGAGGGGUACUCAGGAAAUGGACAGGAUUGUGACGGUAACGCUUUUUCACGUACCUCUUAAAAGAAAGCUCCUUUAUAACUUAAGUUAGUAAAGCCCCUCAUAAGUGGAUUUGUUAGUUAGAAGAACCCUUUAGUUGAGAAGAAGUUAGUGGUUUCUAAUACUAGCCUCUGGAUAGGAUAUAAAACUUACGAAGCGUUAGAAAAAUAGCAACUCCAAAUAGUUUACUUCUUCUUAAUUCUUCUCUUCUUUGGGUUCUGUGGUCUUUCCUUUUCCCUGGACCUCAUAUAACGGCUUGGAAACUAAAAUUUGAUAGCAUUUUGUUUUGAAUAAGGGUAUGGGCAUGAUUUUCAGUUGAACAUGCCUACCGAGCGUAAAAAUCGCAUCCAGUCUGAGGAUUAAUGAGAGAGGGAAAAUUUUAUAUAUUUAGGCAUGACAAAAUUCAAGGGAACAUUGGUACUUAGAAAUAACAUCUCAUAGGCAUGGAAAAAAUGGGUUCAUGCCCUCGCAGCCCAAAAUUGACCCAGCUAAACUUAGGUCCCAGAUCUCUCGCCGGGUUAAUAAUUCAUUCCCAGUUUUAGCUCCUCUGGUUUGGCAUGCCGGGCAUGCCGAUGGUGAAGCCAGUUGGUUUGGCAUGCCCGGCAUGCCAGGCAAGAAAUUGGCAUGCCCAGCGAGACUGAUUUUGAUGUUCGCUUCAGCAUCAUAUCCUGAGAAUCACAUAUAAUCGCCAAAUAUAUCUUAGGGAGCUUGAAGUUACAGGUUUCAUGCCUGGCAAUAAAUGCAGAUUAUAACAAAAAAAGUCAUGUUUGUCACAAUGUGUGUCACGGGAUCGACUGGCAAAACUGAAGACAGAAGCCUGGAUUUAUAAAUAAAAAGCACAACAAAACAACAUUAUUCAUACAUAAAAUAGAAUACUUAACUUGCAAUCAAAGAUUAAUCCUUUUAUUUCAAACCGAUACUGACAUUUCUGGGUCCACAUUUAAAUUUGAUCGCGGAAAAGCGUCUUAAACAAUAAGAUAACAAAUCUUCUCAGUAUAAACUUAUCCAUGCUUAAGUUUUAUCGUGUCGGAAUGUUUCCCGGUCAACAGCAUUAAAAGACUGGUGAAAAUGAAGCUUACCAGGUCGUUCAAGUCAGUACGAGAGUACGACGUUAAUACUGCAAAGACGUUCUGAUUUGGUGAAUUUGGACUGCCUUCUCAGAGAGAUUUUGCUUAGUUUUUCAGUGCGCUCCUUGUCGGCUAUGCGAAUCUCGCAAACUGUUUUACUCCUUGCUGACGAUAGUCCUUUGAGCAACGUCAUCUGCGUCAUCCGAAGAUACCCCGAGCACGCACGAAAUCGGCCGAAUUUCCGCAGAAGUGUUUUCGCGGAUGACGAGGAAUCUAGUUUGUUGUAGCGUGGCAGUUGUGGCGUCACGAUGUCGUCAUGUCUCUUCGCACUUGUUUGUCUUUUUUUUCUGCGGUGCAUGGUUGAGAUGUUGGUGAAUGCUGGACAAGAAAUGGAUUCUGCGAGAGACUGUAAGUACAAAUUUAGUAUUAAUUUGGUAAAGAAAAAGCCUGAAUAUCGAACAAAUCCCGUGAAUUAUCCUUUUGGCAUUCAGUUUAUCUUGCUGUUGAGCAUGCCUAAGAACUCCGGCAUAAGUGGUUGUCAACUUGUUCACUUCGGAUUGUUUCUGUUUGUAUGUCUUGUAAUCUUCUUCUGCUGCUAAGAAGACUAGAGAAAACUUCAAAAAUAAGAAACCAAAGCUAAAAAAAGUCAGUUCUAAUUUUAUAGCUCGAGUAUAAUUAUUUUUGGCACCUACGGUCAUAUUUUUCCACUGUACUGGUAAAGUUACUUAUUUUUGCUGCAUAGUUUGACUGUUGUUUGAAAGACAAUCAAACGGAUAUUACAAUCACUUUUGGAGACAAAAUAAAAUAUCCGUAAAUCAAAUGCCAAAAUCAGAUUUGGAUUUCGCUUUAAAAAAAUGAACAUGCUGCGCGUGUCAAUGCAAAGUUGUAAACAACUCAAUAUAAGCAGUCUGUGAAUGUGCGUUUAGGUCCACAAAACUAAUUUUUCUUUUGGACAUCUCAUCCAAGCAAAGACUUAAGGCUUACAUUGCUUGUCUACGAGUGUACUACAAAAUGCUUUGCUACAGUAAGCCUCUGAGAGGCGAUUCUGGUAAAUUUAUAGGACGCUAAAAUGCAAAUAAUUCUAAGCUUAAACAACCUGGCUGGGUCCGACUUUUGAAUUACAAAAUGUUCAGGUUUGCCGGCUCUACUUUAAAUGAACAUGGUUUUUGAAAUGAUUUUGUAAUAUUUUAACCCGAAAAUUAUGAUUGGGUUAUAAAGCUUUUAAAACGGACGAAAACUAAGCUAAUAAACAUGUUCAAUGUAAAAAACUAAGAUUUAGUCGCUUUUUCAACUUUGCUUUGUGGGCCGAAAAAUUUACCUUUACGCAAAAACAAAAGCAAAUAAUGAGGCUUUUAUUGGACAUAUUUUCUGAGAAUUUUAUCUGAUCAAUUUAAUGUCACUAGCAUUGUUUUCGUAUAGGAAUUUUCCUAAUUAAAUGAGCUUUUAAUUUAAUAAUUUUGAUACUCUAUAAACUUCUCAUUUGAUAGCCUCACUUUUUUAUACACCGAUUGAGAAACAAAUUCGCUCUCGUUAAAUCCUAUUUUAUGACCUAUUUAUUAGAACUCUAGGUAACAUACGAAAUGAUGUAACCGGACAGGCUUUAACCUUUGGUCCUAAUUUAUUUUUUCUUCGCAACCCCUAAUCAGUUGACGGGCCGUGAAAGAAUAUCGCCACAAAAAGAUGCGAAAAAGUUUUCGCUGAGUUUCCUUUACAUAUUCCGGCUUUAUAUGGGUCUACACCCCAAUUGCCUGCUUAAAAAUGAAACUGUUGUUCAAUUAAGUGUCAGUCAAACUCGGUAUAAUCUUGACUUGCAAAUCCAAAUGCAAAGGUUUAUUUCGCAGUAGAAAAGCGUGUAAACAUCAUCGAACAGCGCAAUGUAAAUUGGCUAAUGUGAAACCACGUUUCUUUCACUUUAUUUACCAUGUAUUUAUCUCAAUUGCACACUCUUGUGAAAUUAGCCUCAGACAAUUAGUUGCGACCUUUAACAGACUCAACAAGCCAGUAUGAAAAUAUGUUAAGAGAAGCUGAGCUCUACAUGUUCUAUUUCUUUUUUUCAUAUUGCCCUUGCAUGUGUUAAGAUUCCAUUUCUUUUUUGUUACAGGUAACUUCCAGACAUGACGAGGAGAUAAUUACUUUUCUAGAGAGCAAUCCUUUGAUACCGUCAGUUAUUACUGACUUACUUUGAGUUAAAAACGAAGAACACAGACACUGGUAAUGACAAAAAAACAUUAAUCCCUGGCAAGCCUACAAAACAAGAAAGAGGAACUCAGACUCCUUAUCAAAAUGUGAAACAAGAUAAAAAGAGCUUUUCUAACGUAGGGAAAAUUGCGUUCGAGAGAUUUGUAAUUGCAACGUUAUAUUCAAGCACAUUGCAUUGUCAAACAUCAUAAUUUACUGAAUAAUGAACAGUGAUUUUGGGGCUUAGCUCAGUUUGUAAUGAACUUUGAAAGAUAUUCUAUAACCUUGUAUUUUUAAAAGCUUUCAUGGAACAUAGAUGCAUUUUAUUAUACAAUGAAAAUAGUCUCUGUCUCUCUUUUUACUGAUUUCAGUCAAUUCCAUUUUAUUCGCAAUGUGAAAUGGGAAUCCUAUUAAAGACUCAUUAAAAGGGGUGAGGAGUUUUUACAAUCCCCCAACAGGUCAUCUCCACGAUGACGCUGUUUUAUUACUUCGGCAGAAUCCCUCAGGGUUUUACUUUCUUGUGAAAAUUAGAGCUUUUGUUAUUUAAACUUCGCUGGGACAACCAAAUCUAUGAAAAUGAAAGGAAUAGCAAUGACGUCAUCGUGUAACCGUACAUCAAAAGAUAAGCACUGUGAUCUGUUUUUUUUUUUUUUUUUUUAGCCAGGCUUAAAAUAUCUGUAGAUUCAAGGAAUUAUAACCUGUGCGUUGAAACAUGCCAGAGACCGAUUUUGGCAUGCCCGGCAUGACCCAGAUUAUGGCACGCCCGGCAUUCCAGAGAAUUUAGCAUGCCGGGCAUGUCAGAAAAUUUGGCAUGCCCGGCAUGCCGGGGAUUUUGCUGGGUAUGAAUUACUUAUUACUAGAACCUAGGCUUCUCGCGGCCUGGGUGAGAAGGUCACAGAACCUCAAAUUAUGCUUACAGGGCAUGCGAAAUUCUGUUGCAUGCCAAUUUCAAUGCAAAACCACUCUGGGGCCACCCCCUCUAUUACCAGUGAGCAAAUCAUUGACGAUAGGCAUGGGAAAAAUCCUUGCAUGCUAACCAACAUUGAAAACGUAGCAGAAAUGUCCUCAAUUGCUGAGUCAUGCCCUAGGGGAGGCUUUAAAAUACAGAAUUUCCUGACAUGGAUGAGGGAAUUUUCCGUAAACAGCAUGUGAUCAUGCCGGCUAGGACGUAUUGCCUCCGUAUUGCCCCUUUUUACAGCUAGCUAGGCUCAUUUUUAGGUUCCAUGGCCUGAAAUGACGAAAAAUUCAUGCCCUAAAUGUAAAAAGUCCAAAACCGUCCUCGAAAUUUUAGUUUCCAAGCCGUUAUAUGUAAUAGAGAUGGCCGCUUCAAAUUGCUGGCAUCAGUACGGCUAAUAAUGAUAAUAAUAAUAAUAAUAAUAAUAAUAAUAAUAAUAAUAAUAAUAAUAAUAAUAAUAAUAAUACUUAUAUAGCGCCGAUAUCAAUAUCGCUAGUUUCAUCAGCCCUUAAAAAUAAAAAUAUUUAAAAAAAAAAACAAAAACAAAAAACACAAAAAAUACUAAGACUGUAUAAAGUAUACAUGCAAAAAGUGCAUGAACCUCCAAAAAAGAAUAAAACAAUUAUGUCAACAAUAAAACUAGAAAAAUUACCUAGACUACUUAAAUCGUACAAAACUGCAUAAAACCUAUUAAAAACGAGAUUAAAAAGCACAUAAAAUCACAAAAAAGCUUUCUGAAAUAAAAAUGUCUUGAGUGUCUUUUUAAAAGAUGCCACUGAGGGCUGCUCCUAAUUGAAUAGGGCAAUGAUUUCCAUAGUUGAGGAGCAGCAGCAGCAAAAGAUCGAUCUCCUAACGUUGUUAAAGUCUUGAAUUUCACAGGGUUUAGUAGCAGUCCAUCACAAUCGGAGCGUAACUUGUUUUUACAUGCUUCUUUAAGACUAAUACUCAAAUUUACAAUUUGAGGAUGUUGUUUUAGUAGACAGAAAGGAACGUGAUAUAUAUUUACAGAUAUUACAAAAAAUCUUUCUUUUUUUAAGAUAUUGAUGAAUGCGUAUCUGAAACACACAAUUGUCACGCGGAUGCCAACUGCACUAAUACCAAAGGAUCAUUUUACUGCACAUGUCAUACAGGAUACUCUGGGGACGGUGUCACUUGCGCUGGUUAGUUUUUCUGAAGAGCUAACGCAAUAAUCCUUCAUAUAUGUACAUAUUACUACUUUUUAUAGCUUUAAUUACGCUGAAAUGUUUUUUCUCUUUCCAGAUAUUUCUGAGUGUGAUGAAAAGGCCUUAGCGCCUCAUCACAGCAAUUACUCGCACAACUGUGACACGGACGCCAACUGUACAAAUACUAAGGGAUCAUUCUAUUGCACAUGCCAAACGGGAUAUUCUGGAGAUGGCGUUGUCUGUUCAGGUAAAGUGAAUUGUACUGACACGAAAGGGCAAGGUCGACGAUAUGUCAUCUAAAAGAAUGAAAACAGACAAUUAGGUGUUAUUGAGGGCGACAACAGGAGCCCGCAAUCCUAAUCUCCAGGUUGUUGCAUUCGUUCGGACUUCGACGAAGAAUGAAUGGAAUGUACAGAAAGCAAUUCGAACACGCGCGUUUAGACUUUCUAUCCCUCGUUAACUGAUCACGCGUGUUUUAACUAUCUGUCACGUGAAACUUAUGCAAAGCACAACGAUGGAGCAGAAGCGUUUUGACCUUCGAUCGUUGUCGCCAGCACUCCGUAACCUUUGGUUAUUGAUAGUUAUUUAGCUUGGCAUGUAGACUUUUAUGACUUAGGCCCAGGCCGAACGUCGAACUUUUCAUGAUACGAACCAAACUCUAACUUAGGUCGACCCAAAUCAAGUUAAGAUCGUCUGUUGGGUAAGACGUCGAACUAAGGAGUCUUAGGACGCGUCGAACGAAUCAACUGAAUCAGACCAAAGAGCAAUUUUAAUAAAUUUUAUCAGAAAAGGGGCUAAAUAUACAUAUCAUUCAGAUCUUAUUUAUUAGUUUAGUUUGUCGCUUUUGAAAAUCGACCUCGUCCCGGAGACGAUCUUCAGACGUUCUACCCGUCUGAAGUAGACGGAUAGAACUUGUUGGACAAUCCAACUCAUUCAGACGAACUUAACUGAGCCAAACGUCGAUCUCUUUAUGGACUUAACUCACUAAGUUUGAUUCAUCCCAUGAGAAGUUCGACGUUUGGUCUAAGCCUAAGUUUAGGUUGUCUCAUGAAACGUUCUUCCAAAUCCUGAAAACUCUAAUACUAGUGUCAACAGUGGUUUUUUCAUCAAUUACCUCUGGGGAAAAUAUAUCGCCUCUGCAAAUUUAAGAAGAAACAAAACUUGUCAGAUAAAAUUUGCCUUGUUAAUUUAUAUUUGUUUAUUUUUUCUCGGUUUAUUUGCCAGGAAAACCCGCUGAGGUUAUCGAAAUUAGGUUUAUGAACAGUGUAGUAACAGUCAAUUAACUUUCAAUUUUUCUCUGGACAUUUCAUUUCAAAUCGUGGCAGUCAUUCAGUAACAGAAGCUUUUUGUCGCCCUGUUUCUGAUUGCAUGGAUGUUAGCUUUUAAUUGAAUAUCCAAUGAAAUAUAAAUAUAAUUUUAUGUUUAUGAUGUCCUUUAGAUAUCAACGAAUGUGUCCCUGAUCUGAUAUCAGAUGAGUAUAGUCUUCUUGAACAUAACUGUCACGCUGAUUCGAAUUGCUCAAACACCAAAGGUUCUUUUUACUGCACGUGCCUUCCUGGUUAUUCAGGCAACGGUGUGGCCUGUGCAGGUAGGUGACACUGAUAGGGAAACCUGCAAUUGCGCCAGUUUGGAAUCUUAAUUUGAUACUAUAAAAGCAUCUUUAAAUGAACAUUUGAUAUCUGUUAACUCUUGUGGAUAAAAACUCCUGAUCCAUAUAUCAUAUAAUUUUGGGGUUUUUUUCGUCUUCCUACUUGUCUGUCUAACUAGUGAUUUCACAUGCUAACUGAUAUGACUAAAUGCAGUACAAGUUGCAUGAGAUGUUUUCUUUUUUUCACGUUUCGACUGGCCUGCAGUGCAGGCGUUUUCUUCGGGUGCGCGAAUGUUUUUUGUUGCUAUCAGUCUUUUCUUCCCGGCGAUGCAGGCUAAGUUACGACUUGUAACUCCCUCUUUCGAUGCACGCAUAAUAAUAUUUUUUUCAUUUUAGACAUUGAAGAAUGUGCAACAGGUACUGACAACUGCAACCUAAACGCCAACUGUACCAACACCAAAGGAUCAUUCUACUGCACUUGUCAUACGGGAUACUCUGGAGAUGGAGUCACGUGUGUUGGUACGUAGGGCAAUUCAGUUUUGUACAUUGACAUCAUGAGAUUCUAGGUGAUGAGAAAUUAAAAUUGUAAUGAAUUUGGUUACGAUGAAUUUACUACUUUAUGGUGUAGACUAGGUGCCUAUUGGAUUUUGUUGUUUAUUAUGCUGUAUUUAUAGACAUAGAGGAAUGUGCAACAGAUGUUGACAACUGCCACGCUGAUGCCAACUGUACCAACACCAAAGGAUCGUUCUACUGCACGUGUCAUACGGGAUACUCUGGAGAUGGAUUCACGUGUGUUGGUGAGUUUAAUUCAUGAGAUUACUGAUGUAACUAGCGGGCUGCCUUACUGGAACAUUUCCUAGGGUAGAGGUCCAUAAGUGAGUCGCGAGAUUCUGAGAAUUGAUAAUGCUAUGUCACUUAGAAUAUGUUUGAUUGAAUUGUUCUUCCCCGGUCAAAUAUAGGUCAUCAGGGCUGUGUCCUUCUUCAUAAAACGCUCAUUAGGGAGGUUCACGUCUUAGUCGAGUGAUAGACUUUAAUGAAAUGAACCAAAUAGUGUGAUACACGUGCAAAACUGUUGUUGUCGUUGUUGUUGUUGUUGUUUUUCACGCUGUAGUUGUUGUCCGUGGUCGUAAUUGGGGUGCAGGGGCCUAAAUCAGUUAGAGUCCCAGCCACUGGUGAUAUUUCAAUUCCAUGUUUGUUUUUCCGCAUUUGUUGCCCGUUUAGCCCCCUAUAAGUUGUGCAGAAGACACUUUUAGCUUCUUAAUAAUCAGUUGACAAAUCUGCCCAUUUUAAACGCAUGAAAGCUGGAAGCCAUUUAUUAUUAUAAGAUAAUUUUUCCUUCAGAUGUCGACGAGUGUUUGCCCAAACAGCUGUCUACUAAACAUAAGCAUCUUGCGCACAACUGUCACACUGACGCUAGUUGCUCAAACACUAAUGGGUCUUAUUAUUGCACCUGUCAUACCGGAUACUCUGGCAAAGGAGUCACGUGUGUUGGUAGGUAUUUGGCGCUCUUUUACAUCUUCUCAUUACGAAUUAUCCGUUUAAUGAAUAGUGUAAUAUAAAAAGCUCAAUAAAUUAAAGAAAUUGCAUGAGUGUGUUGUAUGGUAAACUUAAGAGUUGAAAGGACCCUUUCCAUGAUUUGUGUUUUUCAAAAAAAGAUACCACCAGUUGGCGAAAUUCUACUACGCUGCUGCUGAAAUAGCGCCUUAAAAUUAACAACCUUUCAAAGUUUGAGUUUAAUCUGCCUGAAAAGAGCGACCAGGCAGUGUGAGAGCCUGGUAUGAUGAAAGGCUUGUUUAAAAUCCUUUUGUCAAAUAACCAAAAGUGUGAAGACGUCUUCCAGCUAGCUGGGGAAAUUGAACAAAGUUUUAUUGAUGUUAUUAUUUUCCUUUGUUUGUUUGUUUUUUACAGAUAUUGACGAAUGCGCCCCCUCUGGUUUAUCGAUGGCGCACCAGCACCUGGCAAACAUUUGUCAUAAGGACGCGAACUGCACCAACACCAAAGGAUCUUACAACUGCGGCUGUCAGGAGGGGUAUGCGGGAAAUGGAAACAAUUGUGAAGGUAGGUUAUGAUUUUAUUUUCUUUUUUGGGGGGAGGGCGGGGGAUGUUCAUAACGCAUGACCCAAAAAUUUACAAGGAUAGUAACAUGACAUCAACAACAAGCUUUUAUUUCAAAUACUUGUUGCACUGACCUAAUUUUCUUCCUUGCGUUUUACCAAGAUGUCGAUGAGUGCUCUUCAGGAACACACAACUGUCAUGCCGACGCCAACUGCACCAACACCAAAGGAUCGUUCUACUGCACGUGUCAUACGGGAUACUCCGGAAAUGGAAUAACGUGUGUUGGUAAGUCUUCAGACUACCGUUUAUUAAGUAAAAACAGUCUCGUAAUACCACAAAACGUAAGUAGUAGAUACUCAAAUACCGUAAAAAAACCCGCGAGUGAGAAUCUGAAUUUUCCUAAUUUAGCCUAAACAGGUUUCUAGAUAAAUGGUAAUGAGCGCAAAUUUAGGCUAUUUAGGUUUUUAACUACAAUGAUGGACGAAAGUCUUGGGACACCUUUGCAUUUCUGGGGCGUUUUUCAAUUCACACAGGUCCAACCCCUCCCCUCACCCCACAAACAAUGUUGGACGCGUUUUUCCAGAAUUUUUUCCGAGUUUCAACUUUGUAUAGAGUGGGGGGAGGGAGAACUGCAAGAAAAAUUCGAAAAGGAUGCACUGUUUUAAGAGGGAACCUAGAAAAGACAGAAAAAUAUGAAUAUUGCAGUACUGUUCCAAGGACUUUUGUCCGGGAUUGUAGUUUCUUAUUUUCUGAAGGAAAAAUACAUUGUAGCUAAGAGUAGUUUAAAAAAUUAGUAUUUAUGUUACAGGUCAAAACUAAAUUCAGGUUAUUUUUUUUAAACUAGGUUAAUUCUCAAUUUCUAUUGUCUCCUAGCCCUAAUUCAUGUAUAGUUAGGGCUAAAGACCCGUAGGAGACCAAGGAAAUUGAUAGUCAACUUAAGUUAACACAUUUUGAGUUGAAUUUAAUUUUGACUUGUAACAUUUAUGUAAAAAUGACUUUAAGAACAACAACUGAAGCACUGACCACAUGAAUUUUGAAGUCCUCGUUUAGAACAUAACAUACAUGUAUUGUAAGGCCUUAUUAUUUUCCCAAGUGUACAGAAAUCUUUUACAGAUUUUAUAAAAUGGGAACCUUUUUCAAAUUUUAGGCUGAACAGGUUCUUGUACAGAGGAGCCUAACUAGUAAACUUAAGCACAGUUUUAUAAAAACCCAGUUUCUUACUCGCCGGUUUUUACUGUAUUGUAUCGAACCAAGUACCGAGUAGUUUUAGCUUUUUUUCUUGAUAAAAGAAGCUAAAUGAACACGACCCUUGUAAAUACAAUUGCAGAUAUAGGCGAGUGUGAUUCGGAAACCCUAGCCCCUGAUCACAGCAGUUAUGCCCACAAUUGCCAUAACGAUGCCAACUGUACCAACACCAAAGGAUCAUUUUACUGCACUUGUCAUACGGGAUACUCUGGAGAUGGAGUUAUCUGUAAAGGUAAAGCCCAAAGUAGAAAAACUGAGACACAAGGCAAGGUUAUUUCAGUGAAAUAGUACCUCUUGGAUCCUUCCACCUUGUCAAUGCUCGCUUUCUUGUAUUAACGCCUGUUUAACUUAUCCUUACUCAUCUCUUUUCUUUUGUAACCAAAAAAAAAGUUAGUCUGAUUCUCGUAAUUGUAGGUAGUGUUCUUUGCCCUCCGCAAAAAAAACUUAUUUUGUAAGUUCCAUAAUGUCUUUAUUGUGUUGAAGGUUUUUACAAACUGCAAAAACAGUAAUAUAAAUAGAGCUAUUUCCUUUUUCCUUGAGAUGUGGAUGAGUGUUUCCCUGAUCGAAUACCAGAAGGAUACAAUUAUCUUGCUCACAACUGCCACACUGAUGCCAACUGUACCAACACCAAAGGAUCAUUCUAUUGUACGUGUCUUAGUGGCUAUUCCGGUGAUGGAGUCACGUGUUUGGGUGAGUUGAACACUAUGCAUUGGUGUGGCUGAGUUAUGGUCAUUCUUCUUGCCAUUCACAUCAUUUCAUUCCUUUAAUCUUAAUAAAAAAUGUAGACGGUAAUAAAUUUAUUUCUAACUCCUAACUCCUGAUCCAUUGUUACUAAAGUAAUAUUAGCUAAAAUGAAUACGCGCUAAUAAUUCAGGUAACAUGAAGGUGUUCACGAUGAAGUAUUGACUAGAACUAAUCUGUAACUUUCACUUUUGCCGUGUAAAUAAGUUUAAUAUCAUCUUAAACAUCAUUUUUUUCUUUUUUUAAAUAUUCUGUUUUCGAAUUUACACAAAAUGAUAAGAGAUAGUUCAAUGAAAUAACCAUACCAUGUUUCCAGACAUAGAGGAAUGUGCCACACAUUCUGACAACUGUCACGCCGAUGCCAAUUGUACUAACACCAAAGGAUCAUUCUACUGCAAAUGUCUCUAUGGUUACUACGGGAAUGGAGUAACGUGUAAUGGUAUGUUUAUACUUAAUGUCAUUAGUAUGUGUAAUCAAGUGGUUAAGAGUGACAUUAUUAACACCGCAAGUAAAAUUAAUCGGCCCGUCCCUAAUUUUACAAGUAUUCCAUUUUGAUUACCUAUCAAUUUAAUGGGUGACAAAUUACACUCACGAUCGCGGGAUAAUUAUUUCCUUAAUACUUAUCCAGUGAAAAAAAGGAGCCAAAACCUUUUAAACCAAGCAUGCGUAUAUUUUCUAGAUGUAAACGAGUGCAUAAUGUCAGAUGAUGAUCAUCAUCUUGCUCACAACUGUCAUGCCGAUGCCAACUGCACUAAUACCAAAGGAUCCUUCUACUGCAACUGUCACACGGGAUAUUCGGGUGAUGGAGUCACGUGUUCCGGUAACUACGGUUUUCUAAUUGUUUACGUAAUUUUAUUUAUUUUUCAUGUUUUAUGAUGUACCUACUUUAUUGUUAAGCGCUGUGAACUAGAAGUGUCCUUAAUUAUUUAUCCCUCCCUUUAUCAUUUUAAAUUAUCUCUAUUUAUUAAUUACUUUUAUUACCCUUAGUAUAUAUUGUCGUAAUCCAGCCUCGCAAUAUUAAUCGUGAGACCUUUGCCGCUCUGAUUUAAAGGAAUAACCCCCUUGAUACUUUCUCUCUAGAUGUGAAUGAGUGUAUUCCUGAUCAAAUACCUGCACAGUACCGCCAUCUUGCCCACAACUGCCACGGCGACGCCAACUGUACCAACACAAACGGGUCAUUCCAAUGCACAUGUCUUACUGGUUAUUCAGGAGAUGGUGUCACGUGUAUUGGUAAGUUUUAGAAAGCCUAAUGGCGUUAAAUUUAUUCUUAUAAAAUAGAGACGAUUCCUAUACACGUAACUUUAAACAAUGAUCUUAUGACGAGGUUCUUAAUGGGGUUAACCGUCGUCCGUCAAAAAAGGUUAUAUUUUACCAUCAACCGUCAUAAGUGCAGAUUAAUUUUAACCGUAAAAAGUCUUAAGGUAUCUCAAAUUUCGCUAUUUCGGCUGAUCUUCACCGACUUCGGGAUCCUGAAGAAUCUGUAAAGUGGAAAACUCAAUUCCCAUGUUGUCAAGUCAAUUGAUUUAAUACCUUUUUGAUUUAGUACUUGAGAGUGGCUGUUCUAACGAUUUUCGUAAGUGUAAGUGUCGUUUAUCCAAAGAAAUUGCGGCUUUCAGGCGCGGAUCUAGGAUAAAUACUGACCGUUUUCCAAAACGAGCGUCGAGGGCGUAAGCUUCUAAAGGGGUCCGAGGCAUGCACCCCGGUGAAUUUUUUUUUUUUUUUUUUUUUAGGCAUGCACCCCGGUGAAUUUUUUUUUUUUUUUUUCACUCCCUAAAGUCACCUGAGUCAGUCAGUCAGGAUAUUGGCCAGAUUUUAACUUGGAAAGUUUUUUUUUCAUGAAAAAUUUAUUUAUCUAUGAAAACUCUGACCGAUUUUCGUAAAACGGUGGAAGCCGGUGUGGAUCCGCGCCUGGCUUUUAUGAUUCCGAGUUGAAUUUCGGUUAGAUCUUUGUUUUUUAUUUCUGAUUGAUUUCUACUUGGCUUUCGAGUUUGAAUUUGGGACUUGAUUUUGAAGGAACUUUGACUAGACAGGUUUCUACGAUGCAGACAUUUGAUUGGUUAAUUACUAUUGUAGUUUUGAAAUUAUAUUUUACCUGAGAGCUUGAGCUUACGCUUCCCUUUUAUCUCCUACCUUCCCGCAUGCACCCAUAACGCGAUAUACACACGCUAAGCACGAACCAGACACGGAAGUCAUGGACUCAUAUGCCAGUAUGACAUUCGUUUGAUUCCCUUCUCAGAUGUUAACGAAUGCGAUCUUUCCGGGCUAUCAUCUGGGUACCAACACUUGGCUCACGAUUGUCAUGAUGAUGCUAACUGUACCAACACUAAGGGAUCUUACUACUGCACAUGCUUGGAGGGCUACUCUGGUGAAGGCACUUACUGCCAAGGUAGUUAAUAUACCUUUCCUUUAACCUUACUUACAUCAAAAGAUCAUGAUGUUUUCUUCUCGUUGUGUCUGGAUUUAACAUUUCUUCCAUUUCCUAUAACAUUUUGUAAAAAAGAAAGCAAAAACUGGAAGAACGAAGAUUUCUGCACAGCCCAAACAAUUAAUAUGAUGCCUGUGGAAAUAUUAUACGUCAAAUAGCUGGUAUGAAUAGAGUCAAAUUUUAAUUGAAGAGAAGAUCGUCAUAGUGCAAGACGCAACUUAUGCAUUUGAGUAAGAAAGCUUUAUAAAUUCCAGCUUGCCGGGAUUCGAACCCUGACCUUUGCGAUACCGGUGCAUCGCGCGAACCAACUGAGCUAGCAAACAAACUGGGAGCUGAUAAUCUAAGUGACUUUUUGUAACACACCCGGGCAAUUGAUGGGGAUGAAAUGAUGACUGAAUAUAUGUAUUUCAUACAGUGAAUCGCGAAAUGAAGAAGUAAAUGCAGGGAAAAUAAUCACAGUGAAAGACGCAACUUAUGCAGUUGAGUAAAGAAAGAGUAAAGAAAGAGCUCAACUAUGUAGGUUUAUAAAACACGUGGUUGUGCGGAUAUCUAUUAGCAAAAUAGCAUAUUUGUUACGUCAUGUCACUUACCCCUUUUACACCUGAGAGGGCCAAAUUCUACCGAUAAGUCUAGAAAAGUCAAUCUUGAUAGAUGUAUGGCGGAGAAAAAUAUUAUUAUAAGUAGAUGCAGUAUGAUCGUUCAGGUGAGUGUGAUCCUGAAGAAUAAAAGUGAGCUGCUUUUGGCUCUGAAGACUACUAAUGUUAUUGUUGAUGUUAAUGUUAAUGUUCAUGUUCAUGUUCAUGUUCAUGUUCAUGUUCAUGUUCAUGUUCAUGUUCAUGUUCAUGUUCAUGUUCAUGUUCAUGUUCAUGUUCAUGUUCAUGUUCAUGUUCAUGUUCAUGUUAAUAUUGAUAUUAAUGUUAAUAUUAAUGUUAAUGUUAUUGUUAAUGUUGCAUGUCGAUGUCGAUGUUGAUGUUGAUGUUGAUAUUGAUGUUGAUGUUGAUGUUAAUGUUAAUGUGAUUAAGAGUCCUCACAGACAAUAACAUCGACGCUUUACUGAAAGAUGAUCAGUAACACAAGAGUUAAUUGACCAGCUAUAACCAGGGUUCCAUCAACUGACGAGAUACAACACACUUUGACUUUACUAGUAUGACGACUGCAUUUAAGAAUUUGUUCAUGCUUAGCGUGCGUAUAUCGAGUUAUGGAUGCACGGGGGAAGUUUGGAGAGCACGAAAGAUGCGUAAGAGUUGCACGAGGCGAUAGCCGAGUGCAACUCUAGCUUCUUGAGUGCUCUCCAAACUUCCCAAGUGCAUCCAUAACUCGAUAUACGCACAGCUAAAAGCAUGAGCAAAUUCUUUUAUAACAUAGCUGACAAAAAUGCUUGCUUUUUGAUUAACUACAAAAUUCUCGUAACGCGCUACACAAUAACAAACGCUUCUAUUGGCUGAUUACGAACACUCCACAAUCAUCUAGUUUAAAUGAAAAUAUUCUUUCUGUAGCUUUUCUGUAAAACUGAGAAAGAAAAUUUGCUUCUUUAUUCGUUAACGAUCAAUGGAAACUAAGCAGAAACAAGGGUAAAAGAGUCUUAAAGUUCACCUAAAGUUAAAAUACUAACAUGUUCGUAAGAAGUCGUGGACUAUGGUUUGGAUUUGCUGAAAAGAUGUUUACGUUUUGCUCGGCGAAAUCCAGAAAACAUGUUUUUAGCGAAGACGACUGUCAUCCUUCUUUAAACUCAUAUUCAUUUACAAACAUUGGCUGGUCAUUACGGCUUCUUGAGAAGACCUGGCAGCAGUUGUUUUUGUGAGUAAUAAAUUUAUGUCUUCUUGUGUAAUUUGUGUUGUUAUUGCCAGAGAAAUCUUCCUGCUUCAGUCGGAUUGUCCGCAGAUAACAAAAGUGUAUAACAAAUUUAAAAACAACAAUAAAAACGGAAAUUUAACCUCUUAAUGUUGUUGAUGACCAGUUGGUGUCUGUUCUGUUCCCAGUGAAUGUCUUUCGGCCAAAAUUUGCUGCAGCUGGUCUUCCAACAAAUUUGCGAAACGCGCAACAUGCGAGUUUUUUUAAUUCGGCUCAAUUUUUGCUGCUUGUUGGAUCAGGACCUAAAAGGUCAAUGCCGAUAGAAAAAUCGGGCAGUUCUUCGCUGGUUUCUUCCAUAUUUUAAAGAGAAGGAAAACUGCACUGCAGCUUAACAGACGACAACUCUGCAGCCAGGUAAAACAAAAUGCUUACGUCAUCUUAUUUACGCACGGGCGUGCGUAAAUAAAGAUUUUGUUCAUAGUGGCUCAAUAGGACUUAUAUAGGGCAAGCACGCGCGCUAUGUUAUAAAGGUUGCUUAAACGUCAGUCACUGCAAACAUCAGUCCUAUUCGUGACUACAAUCAGCGGGCGGAUCAUAUUCCACCUACUCUUGACUUCACUCUUGCGUACAAGCCAUUCACUUUAGCAGAAAUCAACUUAAGAUUACUUUUUUGUGCCCUGUCCACCAUUUUAGAUAUUGACGAGUGUUCUGCUGGAACACACAACUGCCAUCCAGACGCUAGCUGCACCAACACAGACGGAUCGUUCUACUGCACCUGUCUUACAGGGUAUUCCGGAAAUGGAGUCACAUGUGUCGGUAAGAACAAGAAUUACAACUCUGCACGUCCAAGAAAACAAAUGACAGUCGCUGCGAUUUUCUGGUGCAAAACAAGACAGUUGUUUUCUUUAUGCAAAUCCAGUUGCUUUCAAAUUAAAAUUCCAGAUCGAAAACUUUUGGGCAAAUUUUCGUCGCUUAUGGGUGAUUCUUAAUGUGUCUUUUUCUUAACCUUUUUUUCGUUGUUCUCUCAUUUUUCCGUUCUAGACAUCAAUGAGUGCCGUGCAGACGGUUUAGCAAUCGAACACCACCAUAACUAUUCCCACAACUGCCACGUUGAUGCCAACUGUACUAACACCAAAGGAUCUUACUACUGCGCAUGUCAUAAGGGAUACUCUGGAGAUGGAGUCACGUGUCUAGGUACGAUCAGGUCACUACUUCACCAUUCUUUUCUUGGUGGUACACUAUUAAGUACGACUUUCCAAUUGUUUGUAGAUAUAGACGAGUGUUUCCCUGAUCAGAUAUCUGAUGAAUACCAUCAUCUUGCUCACAACUGUCACGCUGAUGCCAACUGUACCAACACUAAAGGGUCAUUCUCUUGCACGUGUCUCAAUGGGUAUUCCGGUAAUGGAGUAAGCUGUGUUGGUGAGUGGAUAAUCAUUAGAGAAUUUUAGAGGUGAAAUAUCCACGCAGCUACCUAACACAUCUCAUGCAACUAACUCCUGAUCCAAUCUAAUAUGAAUCUAAUCAUGCAUGCGCAUCUUAUGCUUACUUCCAAAUGUACUAACUUGGAUGAAAUACUACUUGUGUCUCAAAAUUAAUAAUCUAAUAUUUAAUCUGUUCCUAAAUAAUAUUUUAGUGGAAAACUCAUGUUGUCCUUCAAUUCUUGUUAUUAUAGUAGAUGCGAUUUGAAAUUUUUAAGUUUGUGUUCCACUAAAUACCUUUAUUGCCCGAAAGAUAUCCAGGAAUGUGCCACAAAUACUGACAACUGUCAUGGUGACGCCAACUGCACUAACACUAAAGGAUCAUUUUACUGCACCUGUCACCAUGGUUACACAGGAGAUGGAGUUACCUGUAACGGUGAGUAAAUCCGUAGUAACAAAUCUAGAAGCUUUUUCCUCAAAUUUGUUAUUGACAAAUUCUUUUUUAAUAACUGUUUUUCCAGACGUGAACGAGUGCCUCCCAGAAGAGCUAUCUGACGAAUAUGACUAUCUUGCUCAUAAUUGUCAUACUGAUGCGAACUGCACCAAUACGAAAGGAUCAUUUUACUGUACUUGUCUUACUGGUUACUCUGGAGAUGGAGUUACAUGCGUUGGUAACAAAGCUACGUCUUGUUUUUUUUCACCCGGUAAGGUGAAUGACUUUCACCAGCAAAUCGUCACUUAGCCUAUCUCGUUAUCAUUUUUCUUUCAGACAUCAAUGAAUGUUUUCCUAAACAGAUAUCUGAUAAAUAUCGUCACCUCGCCCACAACUGUCACGCUGAUGCCAGCUGUUCAAACACUAAUGGAUCAUAUUAUUGCUCCUGUCGUAUGGGAUACUCUGGAGAUGGAGUCACGUGCGUCGGUAAUGAUAUCUUAAUUCUCUUUCACUUAAGUUAAAUCUUCGUAUUUAAAGUUAGCUUUGAUUUCAGUUAUCGUUUUGUUUUAAUUUACUCUGACACCUAGACAUCAACGAAUGCGACGCCUCUGGAUUAUCACCGCAGGAUCUGCACCUGGCGAACAUUUGUCAUAAGGACGCAAACUGCACCAACACCAAAGGAUCUUACAAAUGUGGCUGUCAGGAGGGCUUUUAUGGAAGCGGACAAGAAUGUCGGGGUACCCCUUUUCUAUGAUAAGUAUGGAAUUUCAGUUUUAGCCAUUACUUAAGAAUAUUACUUAACAUGGACAACAAUUAACUUUUAGACGUGGACGAGUGUUUUUCUGGAACGCACAACUGUGAUGCUGAUGCCAACUGUACUAAUACCAAAGGAUCGUUCUAUUGCACAUGUCAUACGGGAUACCGUGGAGAUGGAGUCACUUGUGAAGGUAGCAAUGAUUCACACAAUAUUGAAACCGUUUACGUUCAGUUAUUUUACUCUGAGAGUGCGUACUUUACUCCUACUUGUUUAGAUAUUAGCGAGUGUCACCUAGAAGGACUGGCCAGUAAUCACAGCCAUUACUCUCAUAACUGUCACACUGAUGCUAACUGCACCAACACCAAAGGAUCUUUCUACUGCACUUGUCAUACAGGGUACUCGGGAGAUGGAGUCAUUUGCACUGGUAAGAAAAGCCUCCAUAUUUUUGAAAAAGUAUGCAAUACACAUUACCUAAGGAAACUUAAGGGUUUCGAAGACAUCCUUGAAGAUGACAUGCUGAUGCAUCAUAUGUCAUAAUAUGGUUAUAUUCUCUAUUGAGGUAAAAUGAUUUAUAUUUCUACAAUUCAGAUAUAAAUGAAUGCUUUCCGGAUCUGUUGUCAUCAAAAUAUUCUAAUCUGAGUCACAACUGCCAUGACGAUGCUAACUGUUCCAAUACCAAGGGCUCAUACUACUGCACAUGUCUCACUGGGUAUUCAGGAAAUGGUUUGUCUUGUUUAGGUAUGUCAGUCUUUCAAAACCAGUAAAGGAAAAUUCCUUAUCCUUAACAAAUUCCUCUUCCGUUUAAAGCAAUUAGUUUGAAAUUUCUAACAAAUUAAUACUAAUAUGGUUCUCCUAACGGUUCCAGCCAUUCCUACGGUUUGCUUAUUAUUCUAGACACUGAAGAGUGUCAAACAGGUAUUGACAACUGUCACGUUGAUGCGAAUUGUACGAAUACCAAAGGGUCAUUCUUCUGCACCUGCCAUACAGGAUUCUCCGGGGAUGGCGUGCUUUGUUCAGGUAGGCUUACGUCGUUUAAUUAUGGAUUAAAACAUAUCAAAGCAAUUCCUCGGACGGUACUUUUUAAGAAGUGGAUGGAUCAUACUAACGAAGGGGUAAAUAACACAACUAUGGGAAACAGUACAUUAAUAGAAGGUACAGCUUACCGGAAGCUCACCAUUAGUAGGUGCUUGAUAAACACACGCAACAUGCCAACCCAUUGAGACAUCUGUUUAUUUGUUUCAGAUAUUAACGAGUGUGAUCUGGGAACUCACAGCUGCCAUGCUGAUUCCAAAUGUUCAAACACAAAUGGUUCUUUCUACUGUACCUGUUUGACUGGUUACUCAGGAGAUGGAGUUGGCUGUGUUGGUAAAUAUUAUAAUAUUCAUGUGUAAUAAGACAGUUGAAAAGCAAUUAACAGAAUGUCGACUUUUUUCAGAUAUUGAUGAAUGUUUUCCUGGUGACCUGUCUAAUGAAUACAUACACCUCGCUCAUAAUUGUCAUGACGACGCCAACUGUUCUAACACCAAAGGCUCUUUCUCCUGCGCCUGUCGUUUAGGAUACUCUGGAAACGGUGUCAUUUGUGAGGGUAAGAUAGGCUUAACGCAGGCAGUAACAAUUAUUUUUAGUACCUACAUGACGUUAACUUAUCCAACAACAGAUAGCUAGAGCACAUGCAGAAGAUAACUUCUGCAAAACAGAAGUGUGUUUCUACCUUUUACAAUGAUUUUCCACUUUACUGUACAACUUUUAUUUCCCGGCUCACUCAAGUCCUUUUCUCUCUUUUUCCUAGACAUAAACGAGUGUUUUCCAGGUGGAUUGCUUUCCGAGCACGAGCGCUUGGCACACAUUUGCCACAAUGACGCAAACUGUACAAAUACCAAAGGUUCCUACUACUGUGACUGUUUAGCAGGAUAUUCAGGAGAUGGAAUCACUUGCCAAGGUAGCUCCACGUUUUUUGCUCUUCUAGUGGUUUGUAUUGAUUGAAUUUGAUUUUUUCCCAUUUCUUAUUCAAAAAGAAAAAAUUUUGGCCAAAGGUGUUAUUUUGAGGAAUUGUCGCAAUGAAAAAGGGGCGCAUUCCAUAUCUAUUUUGUUUCCUUGCUUGUUAAUAUGAACCUUGGUACGGCAAUUUUCUUUCCAGAUAUAGAUGAAUGCUCCCCUGGUGAGAUUUCAAACGAUUAUAUUCAUCUUGCUCACAACUGUGACACUGAUGCAAACUGCACGAAUACUAAAGGCUCUUUCUUCUGCACGUGUAAAACUGGAUUCUCUGGUGAUGGAGUCACCUGCGUUGGUGCGUUUUUAAUAUAAAUUCAGACUUGUUUCGAUCUCCAUCUAUCCUGUCAACCUUAAUAAUGCUAUAAUUAAUCCUUCUUCAGAUAUCAACGAGUGCCGACCGAACGCUUUGGCCUCAAUACACAACCCCUACAGACAUAACUGUCACAAUGACGCUAAUUGCACAAACACCAACGGCUCUUUCUUCUGUACAUGUCAUAUGGGAUACUCUGGAGAUGGAGUUGUUUGUCAAGGUAUUGAUGCACAAUAACUUUAUUUGCAACCCUUAUAUCUUCCUUCUCUGACUUAAUGUCCAAAUCACUGAUCGGUAAUUUUUUUUCUUUUCGAUUAACUAGACGUGAACGAAUGUAACAUAAGUGAGAUUUCAGACGAAUACAAACAUCUUUCGCAUAACUGCCACUUAGACGCCGACUGCACCAACACUAAAGGAUCAUUUUACUGCAAGUGCCUGGAGGGGUAUACAGGAGAUGGAGUAGAGUGCGUCGGUAAGCACAGUGAUAAUAUUCCCGACAAAUGGUCGUAUUUAAACGUACGAAAACAACUUUGACAAUACAAUGGGGAGGAGAAUUGGAGAAUUGUACACUUGAGUUAUUAUUAGAAAAAAUAAAUGAUGGAUUGAUGUCUUAGUCAACUUGAAAAGUAAAGUGUCUGGGAUUCAAGCGAUCUAGAAAGCAGGCCAGUCUUUAGUUUGUGAUAUAUCCCACGGUGUUGAAAAAAAAACAUGAACUGUAGAAUUUAUGUACAUGUAUCCAUAUCUAUUUUAUCAUUCAGAGUAACUAUCAGUUGGGGAGCCCUCCUAGUGCUAAUCAUUGCUUAACUUGUUCGUUAUUACUGUCAUUAUUCUAAUUUUAAAGACAUCGAAGAGUGUCAGGUUGAUGCAGAUAACUGCCAUGUUGACGCCAACUGCACCAACACUAAAGGAUCGUUCUACUGCACGUGUCAUACGGGAUACUCUGGAGAUGGAGUCAAGUGUGUCGGUAAAGGAUUUUAAAAUGACAAUAAAAAUGUUUUAAAUGGCUUUUGUACUUAUUGUGACGUAAAGACUAAAAGGAAGUUGAUGAUUUUAAAAUGCAUGAUUUAACUCCCUUUUCGUUUUUUCCUUUUUUAGAUGUAAACGAAUGCGGCUUGGAUUCUUUAUCUGAGAACCAUACAACUUAUGUAAAUAACUGUCAUAACGAUGCGAACUGUACGAACACCAAAGGAUCAUUCUAUUGCACGUGUCUAAAUGGCUAUUCAGGCAAUGGAGUCUCUUGUGUUGGUAAGCCGGCAUCUUAAAAAAAUCUUACAUUUCGAUUCGCCUUUGCAACCACGUUGUUUCCGUUUAUUCUUCAUUUAGACGUAAACGAAUGCGAACCUGGUGGCAUCAAUGACUUCUACCGACAUUUGGCCCAUAACUGCCACAAUGACUCUAUCUGCACCAACAUAAAAGGCUCUUUUUACUGUACAUGCCUCUCAGGAUACACAGGAGAUGGAGUCUUCUGUACCGGUAAGUUUUAGAGGUCUUAAAUUCUUUAGACAAAUAAUUGCUUUCCCUAACAUGUGAUUUAUCAACCUAUAUUUUUAGAUAUCGAUGAAUGUGGCACAAAUGUCGACAACUGUCACUCUGAUUCUAACUGCACCAACACCAAAGGAUCAUUCUUCUGCACGUGUCAUACGGGAUACUCUGGAGACGGCGUGACUUGCGAGGGUAUUCUUAACAAUUUAAUUAUGAACAUAAAAUAUUCAAUAUUGUAUUGACGUUACCUAAGCCAUUAACUGGCCUUUUAAAAAGAAAUACAGUAAAAUCAUCCUACAUUUAAAGUUCCGAAUCUUAGGCUGAAUAGGAACUGAAAUUUGAGGAGAAAACUAUUUCUUCUGUGUUACUAUAUUCUUAUUUCUUGACAUUUCGUUUGACAUUGAACAGACUAUGGCUAGUUAUAAAAUUAAUGGAGGUGCAUUUACUCAGUUACUGCCAGGGAAGAUUGGUUAUAAUUAACAAUUAUUCUUUGAAAUCGAGGUGAAUAGUGGCCAAAUAUUUACCGAGACGCGAAAGCGGCGAGGUAAAUAUUUCCAAAGCCACUAUUCACCGAGAUUGAAAAAAAUAAUUGUUUUAGUAUAUACACACGAAGUGAUCUCAACAAAAUCAGAGAGGAAACCAUUCAAAAGUACGAUUUGAUUGACAGAUCAAAUCACGCGUAAGUUUAAAAAUAGAUCUUUGCAGAAUUUUCAAACAUGGCAAUUCACAAGUUUAUCAUUUCGCAAACCGACAGCGUAAUGGCUUAAAUGGAACCGCUAAAAGUUUGAACUGUUUCCUUACCUGAAAAGAAAAGUAGAGCUUUGUUGUUUUCUGUUGACUCGCCAAGUUUAUAGCCAAAAGGGUUUGUUGUGUCGUUCUUCGCAUGAAGUGCUCACAAAAAUGGCGGCUCGGUUGCUCGAGGUAAGACUUCGUCUUCCUGUAUCAUUCUUUUUCCUGUUCACUUGAAACGUAGAAUUUCUGCAAACAUUUCCUUUUAAAUUUGUUUUUCAUAAAUAAACUUCGAUUUCUGAGCGAAAAUUUUCUUGUUAGAAAAUGCUGAGUUCACGAAACGGCUUCUUCUACGCGAAUACACGGGAGUUGUAAACAAUCCAUCGAGCACAAAACUCAGCUACAGUAAAUUGAAAAACGCCGUAUUGAACCCUUCCAAGUAUUUUCUUGCCUUAAAAGAAGUCAGCCCUAGGAUUUUGUCGACUUUUAAAAGAUCGUUCUCUAAAAAGAUGGGAAAAACACCGAGCUCACACAUUAUCCACUCGCUAGGAGGUGAAUAUUGUUGAAUAGUCCGAGAUAGCGAACCAAUCAGAUUGCUUGAAUCACCAAGAUCACUGAGUGUGUAUAUACUAAUUAAUGAUAUAGAGAAUAUUACAUGGCCGCGCGGGGAUACGAAUUUUAUCUUCGAGUACUGAAAGAUACUUUCGGCACGAAAAGAUAAAAUUCGUCUCCCCAAGCGGCCAUAUAAUGUUCUGUUUAUCUUAUAGAUACUGAUGAAAUUCCUACAUAAAACACAACUUUUUUUUCGGCAAAUCUUUCUGAAUGUUCUUCAAGCUCGGAAAAAGUAUCGAUGUGAAAAUUUGGCAACUCAUCGAGAAAGUCACCGGUUACUGUACCGUCUUUGCACCCCGAAGCCAUUUUGUGAAUGAAAUUUCAAAAGAACCGCCCCCCUCCCCCCCCCCCCUGAGCGGGAAGCUCUCUUGUAAUUGGCAAAUCAUGUUUUUUUUUUUUAAUUUAUUAUUUAAGCUAAAUUUACAUCACACAAAACGUAUACAUAUUACAACUUGACGAAACAAACAUAAAAAUAGCUGAGGUUACAUUUAUGCUUGAAUUCGCUUAGCUACUUACAAUAAAAGGAAAGGACGGCGAACGGUGGACGGUGGAUGGCUCAACUCUGCAGGACACAUGGCUAAGUCAAAGCGAUUAGCUAGAGGGUAACAAGUGCAAGCAACAAAUUUAAAUAAGAAAAAAAUUCCAUUUGUUUGAAAAGACGGUGAAAGAAUUACAGCGGAGUGCUUCUUGUUUUUCCAUCUCAAUGACGGAAUUUAGUUUGCCCUUAAAAAGAGUCAUGGAGGGAGACUUACCUGCAAGUUUGCUCUAGUAUAUAUGUUGUCUCCCAGAACGAGAGCAGAUCAAUGGCGGUAGAGGGUGCAAAUUUAGAGAGUCCCGUCAGAUGCAAAUCGGUUAGUGCAGUACUCUUGAGGCCCUUUUGAAUCAAAAAUUGUUUAACAUCGUUCCAAAAAGCAAUUGUUGCCGAACAUCGCCGAAAUAGAUGAGAUAUAGACUCUACUUCCCUUUGGCAAAAAGAGCAUUUGUCCGAUUGCUUCAAAUUAAUUUUCUUUAAAAAAUCAUUGGUAGCAAUCCUCCGAUGUUCUUAAUUUUGUAGAAGCCGUACAGUGGAAAGCGAUUGUGUAUACAUCUUUCCAAUCAAUAUCACUUGCAUUUUCGACUUGAAGGUCACUGAGCCACUUCUCUUGGCUUUUAAUGGGUGUAGAGAUUCUUUUUCUCAGUAGCGACUUAUAAAUAAGGCAAAUCAUGUAGUAACCACGGCGACACCAAUAUCCUCACACGUGAAAGACAAAAAUAGUAUCUUCACUGCGCGGGAUGAAGAUAUGAUUUUUUAGUACAAGGAAAAAUCCUUGUAUUUCAUCAGUAUCUGUAUAAUAAAUAGAAGAUAUUACAUGGCAGCGCGGAGAUACAAAAUUUCUCUUCGACUGUCAAAAAAUAUUUCACGAGUGAGCGCAGCGAACGCGUGAAAUAUUUUUUCAACACGCGAAGAUAAAUUUCGUAUCUCCAAGCGGUCAUGUAAUGUUCUAUUUAUUAUAUAAAGACCAAUGAAAUACCAAACCAUUUGACUUUCAUAGUUCUUCGGUGUGAAAGGCGCGAUUUAUUAUGUAGCCAUAGCAACGGUGAUAUUUUCACAUGUGAAGAUAACAUGUUAUUUUCACAUGUGAAGAUAUCAAGUUUUCGCGCGAAAGCUUACCCGGUAUUUCAUUGGUGUUUAUAUAAAUAGAGAAUACUUCAUGGAAAGUGCUGGCGUACGGUAUUUACGCACGAGUUGUUGACGUAUCAGAAAUCGAACGAGUGAGCGCAGCGAACGAGUAAGAUUUCUGAUACAAAAACGAGUGCGUAAAUAUCGUACAAAGCACUUUCCAUGUGGUAUUGUGUUUAUUAUAUACAUACCGAGACAUUCAUCAUUUUGGCGGCCUUUUUAUUUUAAAUCUUUCAAAAAUGCUUAUUUGCCGCUACACACUUGCCGCAAAAUGACAAAGAAAACGAAGUAUCAGCUUUUUAGUACAAACGUUUGUUAAAAACAUAAAUGACGGUAAGGAUAUGAGGUAAUCCAAGAACUAUAAGUAAUCUUAACUGUUUGUUGUCAAUGCACAAUUGAAAAUGAGUAAAUUUAAGUAAAAUGGCCGGUUUCAAUAUAAGCUUAAGCUUAAAUGAAAGGCAAAGUAGCUCCGAAAAAAAGCACAACAAAAGCUUACGUCUCGUUCUGUUUUUCCCUUUCCGCUGUUGUUUCGCCGGCUCUCUACCGUUUUCUUUAUCGACAGUGAAACAAACGAAACUAUUCCACUCCAUUUCCGAAAUGUUUUUCACUUUUUUAGCGAGAAAAACUCUUUGAGUAAAAUUUUUCUCGUUGAAUGUGUGCGAAGCGGCGCUGCAAACUGCAAUAAGAGGCGGGAAUUUUGGCGCGAAACUCACACACCUCUGUGGCCUCUGAUUGGACGUAUCAUUUUUCUCACACGUGAAAAAACAUCGUUCGCGAUUCUGAUUGGACGUAUCAUUUUUUUCACGUGUGAAAACCAUCGUUCGCUCCUCUGAUUGGCUAGAACUAAUUUGCGUACAAAAAUUUACGACAUAGCUUUUUGGUGAGUAUUUUUCAGUAUGUAUAUAAUAAUAAAUGAUUUUAACAAAAGCUUUCCUGUUUAACUUGCCAGACAUCGACGAGUGCUCAUCGAUAGGUCUAACUGUCGUGCAUCGGCAUUACGCACACGAUUGUCAUAAUGACGCUAACUGCACAAACACCAAGGGAUCGUUUUACUGUAUGUGUCAUGUCGGCUACACUGGAGACGGAGUCACGUGCUUAGGUAAGUUAUACCAUUUUUGCAUGUUCAUUAGAACCCAUGUCAAACCAGGUCAAGCGCAGGCCCAUAGAUUCCAUUAACGAAUUUUUAAUAAAUAAGAAAACUGAACUGUUAGUUAUUUUAGAUAUUAUAUUCAUUUCUGCAUUCCAGGAAGAGAGCGGAGCAUUGUUUAGACUACAACUUGGUAUUCUGUCAGAUUUAAAACUAUUUAAUUGUUUUACAUGGAUAAAAUUUCUUAAGACUGUUUAAUAACAAAUUCAACUUGAAAACUGUUUUGGCAUAGAUUCACAUGUAAGAUUACUUCUAUUACGCUUGUAGGAAUGUAUACGUGAAUUUUAUCUCUUCUAUUAAUGGAGAAUUCAAUUUUUAGAUAAUCAAGUGAUUAGAUCAAGAGAAUCUAUGACUGGUCUAUGAGUGGUUGCGUUCCUUUUAACCAGAUUUUUCUCGGAUUUAGACAAUCCAGAUUGUUUGGAUUUUUGUGUUAGCCGGAACAAAAAUCUGAAAUAAGGUUGAUCCAUACAGUAGCUGCCUACUACUCUGAUCUUCAUCUCAAUUUCAGCGCAUCGUUCUUUAUUUCUUUCCUCUAAAUUAAGCUUUUUCUCGUGGAGAAAUAGAAGGAAAAGUAGCUCUUUAACUAGCGGUGGUUUAUACCGGGAGUCAUCAACUUGAAAUUAUCUGGAAUUUGAUUCAAACAAAUUCAGAAAACAAUCACGAAUUCUUAAGCCCGAUACACACGAGGGAUUUUGCUCCCGGAGCAUGCUCCAGGGGCAUACUCCGGGAGCUUGAGCUCCUCCGUGUCUACCAAUGAUUUCAUGGGUAUACUUCAUCCUCGGGAGCAGAAUUUCCACCCCGCAAAAUGCUCCACGAUAUUUAACCGGUUAAAUAUUUGUGAGCAAGCUCCCGGGGCAAAUUGAGCGAACUUGAAAACGCUCCCUCGUGUGUACUGACACGUGCAAAAAUGACCCUGGAAAAUGCUUCGGGAGCAAAACCCCUCGUGUGUAUCGGCCUUUAAGUGCUGAGAAGCGCGCCCUAAACACACACGCAUUGGACGUUUUACGGUGAGAAAAUCCAAGCGUUUUCGCUAAUUUACAGAUUUAGUGUUACAGUGGAACUUGCGUUAAAUAUACUACAAUCCUUUAGAGGCAUAGAUACACGGAGGCGUAUCAAUGACUUUUGCCUGAACUGACCUUGACCCGCCGUGUUUAUGGACGAACGAGCACGUUCUUGCGAUCGAAAAGCAGUUUCGUUAAUUAAAUGGAACAAAAAUCUGAAACCAGAUUGAGAUACCAACCUGAACGAUCCAAGCGCGGGGUUGGGUGGACAGAUUGUAAUCUUAGAUUGGUUUAGUCCUUAAUGGAACGAAAAGUCAAAUUUCGGAUCGCGAAAUCCGGAUCUAGAUUGGUCAAAAGGAACGCAACCUGUCUACGUUUGUCCUGGUCUCGUGACUGCAAACACAGUCUGGUAAUUCACAAUCUUAUGAACUGAAACCAGCUUCUGUGAGAUCUGCACCUUUUUUCUUCAUUGUUUCCGAAAAGAUAUCGACGAAUGUCAAAUAAAUACCGACAAUUGUAACGCCGAUGCCAACUGUACCAACACCAAGGGAUCCUUCUCCUGCACGUGCAAUAGUGGAUUUAAGGGGGAUGGAGUUACAUGUCAAGGUAAAUUUACGAUAGUAUUAGUAAUGCGUUAAUUAACCAUGGAAACGACAAGUUAAGAAAACAAUGGAUUAUUUUGUUUGUUCAACUUGGGGUUGACCGACUUACUAAAGCCUAAAGAGGAGAGCAUCAGGAGAAAUCUCUACUAACGUAAACUACCCUUGAGUAACGAGGUAUGCUCACUAGUUGACGAAAUAGCUUUUGAACAACAAGAGAAAGACAUUUUCAAAGGUGUGAGCAAAUUAUAUUCAAUCGGCGUCUUGAGCCAUCCUCCUAAGUAACACUGUCAAAUUUGAAAUGCAGACUUGGCAUUUUACAGUUUAAGAUCACUUUUUUCCUUACCGGUUCUUUGUCGAAACACUUAUAAACGGUUUACAUGGCAUUAGUAAGUUUUAUUGAGACCAGGCUUCUGUAAAAGAAUUUUUAAGUAGUAGUAACAUCUUGGUAUGACAUCCUGCAUUUAAAGUGGUGCCGGUUGUGGAAGGCAUUAUUUACUUGAUUUUACGUUUACGCGCCAUUUGAAGAUGAAGUGUUACCCACAUCUGCAUUUUCGCUUUAGGUUCCAACUUUUCUUUACUCUUAUUAAUUUUUAACGCAGAUAUCAAUGAAUGUGUAGACAAUAUACAUAAUUGUCAUACUGAUGCUAUUUGUAACAACACAAAUGGCUCGUUUUACUGUACGUGUCAUAACGGUUAUUCAGGGAAUGGAGUCAACUGUUCAGGUACGGCGACCAUAAUUAACUAUUUCUUUUCUUAUUUAUUUAUUUAUUUUGAGGCUUGCUUUUUUCUGAAAAUUUGGUGAUCUAUCCAUCCGAGAAAAUUUAGUUAUGACGUCAGCAUACGACCUCCCGUCCGUACAGACCCUGGAGACGGGGGAAGGGAGUCAGACGUCAUUCGUCGGGGGAAGGAGUAUGUUAUAGCUGAGGUGAAAUUUUGCAUUUCAAGCAACUUGCUUGUUUCGACGGUAAAUCACAUGGCCGCUCGGACUUUUGGGGAGGAAAAAAAAAACAAAAAAAUUAGAUAACAGGGAAGGAGCUAGAGCGAGAAAUUUCGGCGAAUUUCGUUGGAAGAAAAACAUGAAAAUUAUAUAGCGGCGAUUAGAAAAGGAGAAAUGCUAGCGGCUACCAAAGUGAAGUGAUCGGCAGUGAAAAAACUGUGAGUGAACAAGAACACAAACAUUUCCUCCAUAAAACGUGUAAAUAGGAAGUUAAAAGAAGUUCCACGUUUUAGUCGUGCAAAACAAAGACAAGGAAAUAUAUAAGAAUGUGUGCUGCACGUGCAAAGUUGUUUCUUUCAUGUAUAUUAUUAAUAUUUCUUAUACGAUCACAUUGUGUUACUGCUCGCCGGGGCUUAGGCUACGCAGAGGGAUACCAACAAACGUUUUCCCGCUCGAAGUUCUCUUUAGACCAUAAUAUCUCUGACAGCGAACGUUUGACAAAGUAUGAGGGAACUCACGAACGGCAAUAAAUUGAAUAGACUCUCAAAAAAACGCUUGUUUGUCGGUUGUUUGUGUAAUUCAUGUAUUUGUUUAUUCUUUAACCUUUGUUGUCCUGUUUCUCACCAGCCCAAAAGUAACGUGACUUUGUAAAUAAAUUAACCAUCUGAAUCAAAGUCCAUUUGCAGAAAGUUUUAAAAAUCAUCCCACCAAUUUCACCGGCGAAAAACGUCUGAUUGGUCGACGCGCGACCACGUGACAUUGCCCAAUUCAAAAUGGCGGCAGUACCUCCAUAGUUUGUUUAUUCCAGUAGAAAGAAGAUUAAUUGCGGCUUCAUAUGAGUUGCAAAUCCAUAUACGGAUAUUUUUAGAAUAGCCUAGACUUUUUAUUAUCCUUUUUCACCUAUUCGUUUGGGAUUCGUUCCCUGCGAUGCUCGCGUUUUGGCCGGUUUACCGGAUUCAACUUCGGACUCUUCACGAUCACGAAGGUCACCAAUAUUUUUGAUGAAAGCCGGGUCACUAGAAAGAACGGCCUUUGUUUUUUGUGCGGAGAAAUAAGACACUAUGGGUCCUUUGAAAUUGCUUAGACACCUGGAAAUUAUUAUUAUUUUUUUUUUUUACCGAAAAGAUAAAGCAAAAUUAUGUUUUCUCCAGCAAGACUUUAAUUCUAAUUUAUGGAAAAAGCUUGAACAUGAGCUAAAUGAACUGUAGUGUCUGCAUUCAUAUUCUUUUCAUUGCAAUUUUAAUAUCAAAACUUUAAAGCCGUCUACGACCGAGCAGGUUUUUUUUUCUUUUUUCUUUUCAAUGGUUACUGUGCUUGAUCUGAAUAAGAUAAUGAAAUUUUUAAAAUUAGAGGAAUACUAUAUAUAAAAGAAGAGAACUUUGAUUGCAAAUAUGUUAGUUGUAAAAAAUACUGAUUAUACUAUAUGAUCUUUUUACUAUAUAGGUUAGAAAAGUGAUGCGUAGUUAAAAGUGCUACAAAGGAGUAGAAACCCAGAUCUUUCCAUUAAUAAAUUUUAUUGACACUGUCAGGGACAUAUACUUUGCUUGAGUACACAUUUGUUCGUCAAAAAAUCUUUUUUGUGAAGCUUCACUUUGUUUGAUUCAGGAUCAAUCAACCUUUUCUGAAGAGAAAUGAACAAUAAAGUAUGUUAACAUGUCACUACUUCAACACUGCCUUAGCCAACAACUAAGAAGAAACUCAACUUCAUAUCACUUUGUUUGAUUCAGGAUCAAUCAUCUUUGUUUGAUUCAGGAUCAAUCAACCUUUUCUGAAGAGAAAUGAACAAUAAAGUAUGUUAACAUGUCACUACUUCAACACUGCCUUAGCCAACAACUAAGAAGAAACUCAAUUUCAUAUCAAAAAAACAAAGUGAAAAAUACUUCACUGUGAAACAACAACCCCUUCAAAUAUAUAUCACAUUAAAUUCAUGCAAAAUGUAGAGCUGAUGAGAAGUUUAGAGGAAAAGAAACAAACGAUAAUUGCAAUGAAACUAUGUUAAUAUAUAUCUAUAAUGAAUGAGAUCUGUAUUUGAGUGUUCUCUUAUAAUUCUGACAGAAGAUCAAAAUUGGAAACUGCAUAUCCUAAACAACUGCAUUCAUCAACAUGAUCCAACUAAAAUUUCAUUAAGACUCAAAGUUUACUCCAAACUUUAAACGAUUAUUUUUUUUUUGUCUGGGAAAGAACUUUUGAAUACUUAAUAGCAUGUUAACUCUAUCAUUCAUUCAUAACUUUGCUCCACAAAAAAUUAAGCCGAAAACGAUGGACAGAAAAACAAAAGCAUUCACAGGAAUAUUACCCUGUUCAUCUCCUUCCAGGAUCCAGUUUUCAAGCAAAGAAUGAGCACCCCCCACAGAAAACCUUGUGUGCAAAAUUUAGUACUAAAAAAUUGUACACGGAAGAAAACAUGUCCGUAAGUACGGUUCCUAACGAAGUAACUCGAUCGUUGUGUGGAUACUCCCAAGCCAAAUUGAUGAGCAAAAUACGAUCUUUCAAUUAUGAAAUUGCAAGCCUAAAUGUACAGCAGCUGUGCACAUUGUAAAGAGAAUUUUUUUUCACAAAUCAGAUUGUUGCUGGACCUAUCGAACUGUAGCUCCAAGACGGUCUAAGUAUUUAAUGAAAACACUCUCACAUUUUCUCAUUCGACAGUUCGCAUAAAACUCAAAUUUCUAUAUGGUAACAUACAAAGCUGUAAUAAGGUGCAACAACAAUGAAAUUUGCAUCGAUCGAGAAAAUCACGUUUCGAACUACGCACUUUAGAAAACUAACGCAACCCGGCCGCUUUCGAUCCACUCGCCACAAGACAAUUUAUAAUUACACAGCAAGACAACCGCUAAGAAUAUUUCUCUACCUUCUUUAUAAUCUCCUUUUGUACCGAGUGACACGAGAUUAAGUUGAACCAAGCGUAAGCGUAUUUUUCUGCCAUAAACAGUGUAAACAUGCGGAGAUUAGGCAUCUAAAUAUAGUUUUUCCAGCAACAAAGUACACGCUAAGACAUAUUAACAAAACAAAGCCCACAAUGUCUGUCCCUCUAUUUUUUUGUUGUUGAAUCCGUGAUAAGAAACUUGAUCAAAACAACAAAAAAAUUUUGGAUAGCAUUGUAAUACACUCUUCGAUCAACAGUCGAAUGUUAUCAAAGUCGAAUUUUGACACAAAAACGGGAUACACAUUUCACAAAACUGUCGCUUCCGUGCAACUCGGUGCAAGCUAAUUUAUAUACCAAAACAAAGCCCAAUAAUUUUUCUUCCACUGCUUUAUAAUUUCCUUUUGUACCGAGUUGCACGGAACAUGCAGUAAACAAAAAGAGCAAAAAUUACCCACCUUUUCGGCAUGUCUUCUACAUGCAAACCAGCGACCUCAACGUCAGUAACACUGAAUAAGACCGUGCUAAUGCGAUUUUUCGCCAGUUUCAGGACGCUAUAUUCCCUAGAGAACACACUUACGUCAAAACUUUGACCAAAAUAAUUUUUGAUCUCUUACAGUGGCAAGAAACUGCAACGCUGUCACUGCCAAAAAAAGCUGCCAUCGCUUCUUUCAUCUCAACAACAUUUCCCGGGCAUUUUUGCCUCAGAGCCAAUGACAUUGCCCGAAAUAGAUCACGUGUCAUUUUUAGUAGAGCAUGCGCAGACAUUUUUCGCCGGUGAAUCCCACCAAUACUAACGACACGUUCACCUACUGUAACUUAGGCAACAGAGUCCGAUUUGAGCAGGCAUUCUUUCAGUCGUUUGUUUGGGGACUACGAAAAUUUGUUUUGGAUUAGUUGAUUACGUAAGAACAUGUUCGGAAGAAGAGUCAGGACUUCCUUGUUUAUUCAAGUCAAGUUAGUUUAGCCAAAUAAAUUGCAGGAAAGGCUGUUACGCAAGAAGCUGGACGUUUAAUAACUACAUAGCUUUCAAAUAUUAUUCUAUAGACAUGGAUGAGUGCAGCAUGGAAACUCAUAGUUGUCAUGUACAUGCCACUUGCACCAAUACCAAAAGAUCAUUCACUUGUGCCUGUAAUCGAGGCUUUCACGGAACUGGCUAUAAGUGUGUAGGUAAGCUUAAAGUAACUACUGAGCUUUGUUAUUCUGAAGGAAAAAACGUUAUCUAACGGUAGCCAAGUGACUAAUAGAGAAUUAAGGCUGGUAGUUUUUUAAUUGGCCUCUCGAUAUCUUGCUUUUAGAUACGGAUGAAUGCAAAUAUGACCUAGACAAUUGCCAUGCAGAUGCGACUUGUACUAAUAUUAAUGGCUCCUUCAAUUGCACGUGUUUGAUUGGUUACGCUGGUGAUGGAGUCUCUUGCAUAGGUAAGAGUAGCAUUUAAUCAAUACACCCCAAACUACGUAUUGUAAUUCUAAGGAUUUUAUUAUAUUAUUAUUGAUAACCUAUGUUUCUCACGUAACUAUAAGGUAAAAUAUAAUAGUGAAUAGGAAAAUACCAGUGAGCUGCGUGGCAUAUUAAUAAUUAGUACUGAAGGAAAUGUGUAUUUAGCGAAAAACAAAACAUGAACAAAACGUGCCAUGUUAUUGAGGUUUCAAAACGUUUUGGGCAAGGCCCUUCAUCUGCGAGUACGUUAAAUCCGCUACAAGAGAUUUGUAUACACCACAGAUUAACAAUAAAAAACAUAAUGCGCAGCCUAAGGGUGGAUUUCCAAAUAAAGUAGAGGCAAUGCAUGAAAGGUCGCUCGAAAACGUAAAAAUUGAAUCUCGCUCCACUUCACGUUUAAGCUCAACACUCUAUAUCUUGCCUCUAUUUUAUUUACGCGAGUAAAAUUUGCAUGUGUGUACACGCACGUAAAAAGUACGCGACAAUGGGAAUCCAUCCUAAAGGAAACGGACGUGGGAAUGAUCACGUUGAAUGACUGGUGCCAUGUUAGAAGGUCAGACGCAUCUCCAGGCGAGUUUUUGCCGCAGAUGAAAAAGCCUAAAACAAGAGCAUCACUAUUGGAGUAACCAGUUGUGUUAAGACGUUUGAAGCCACAUCCACAACAAGGCAAGUUCCCUGCUAUUGGGUAAUAGCCUCCGUGGCAGGUUUUCGAAAGGGAGGGGAGGAAUCAGGCGCGCCAUUCGCUCUCGCGCGCUGAAAAUUCCCACUUCCACCUUUCUCUUUUCUAUGCCUACACUGAUUAGGCAGGUUUUGACUGAAGUUUUUUAGUGUAAAGCUGUUAAUCCCAAAAAGGACGCAUUUUGACGCUGAGUCUCUAAUUAGUAUCACUUAAAAAAAAAUGUAAUUGUGAUUUUUCUAAGACAUUGAUGAAUGUGAAACUGACACGCACAACUGCAGUUGGGGAGCGUCCUGCUUUAACACUAAAGGAUCGUUUUACUGCAAAUGCUCCGCGGGAUUCUCUGGGGAUGGUUUUACUUGCUUUGGUAAGUGGUUGUUUAAUGUGUACACAGAGGGCAAGUCAAGUCUUUAUAGCGCACGUUGCCUCGACCUUCGAGCUAGGCAAAAGUGGUGUUGAUCUCCGACCGACUCUGGAAGCGUCCCGCCACGCGCGAAAAAAAAAGCGGUUACACAAGGUAAUGAUAACUGAGAUAAAUUAGAUUGUUCAGCUUCCCCAAUACGCACUGGAAUUUGGAUUUGACAGAAAUGCAGCUGACUGAUUGACGUUCAGUGAGAGCCCAGUGGUUCGCUGUGUCCUAUAUAUUUAACAAUUCUUUGAGUAUCCAAUCUCUCAAAGUUAAUCUUUUGUACUGUUAUGUCGUGCUCUUUUCUAAAAACGUUUUUCUCGUAAUUGACUUUUGCUUUUGCGACUUACUUUUGCAACAAAGUUCUGGUAAAGCUGGGUCUUAUUGGCUUAUUGGUUUAUUGUAUUUUAGAUAUAAACGAAUGUCUCAUUGGAACCCAUAACUGUCACCCCGAUGCCACGUGUUCUAACACAAAUGGUUCUUUCAACUGCAACUGUGUUCAUGGUUUUAGUGGCAAUGGAAGCUUUUGUACAGGUAAUUUAUGAACUGAUUUUAAAAUUGUGGAGUAGGUGUUUUCAUUUGAAACACACGACUUUUCAUAUAUUUGAAUUCACUUUUUAACUGAUUGUACUUUUGAGAGGCCUUGUUUCAAGCAUUCACGAAUAACGAUCCAAAUAGUAUCGCAGCUACAAAUCAGCUAGCAAUCAUGAUGUAAAUUCAUUACGGGUGUUGGUGUUCCAACCAAACUAAGUACUUGUAUUGCACUAGGCACUUGUAAUCCUUGUAUUAUCUUUGAACACUAACAUGGUGCCUCCCAGCCCAGUACCAUGAAUCGAUCAUUCAUGCAAAUUAUGUUUGUAGAUGUGGACGAAUGCUUAGUUGGCUCAAAUGACUGUAAAGGAGUCUCAGUGUGUAUCAACGAACACGGCAGCUACAAUUGCUCUUGUUUGCCAGGUUUCCUCUACAAUGGAACAGAUUGCCUCGGUAAGAAUCCAUCAACGACAACACAUCUUCUUCAUUUAUUGUCAGUUGAAUUUUAGGACUUUCUCAGAUGAUGAAAAGUACACUGUAAAACGUUUCUCGUUUCGCUUUUUUAUAUCACUAUCGCAUCAAUUUGACAUUUCAAUUUAUUUUCCAGAUAUAGACGAGUGUAAUGAGAAUACACACAGCUGUCAUGAAAUGUAUGGUAUCUGCACCAAUAAGAUACCUUCUUUUCUCUGCACAUGCGCUCUGGGCUCAAAAGGGAAUGGAACAUACUGCCUUGGUUAGUUAGUUGUUGAUUCCAAUUCUUUUAUAACAAUCAAAAUGUUUUAUAACAAUCCUUUGAGGUAUUUAUGUUUAAGUGUUCCGUCUGCUUUCUUCUAUUUGUUUCGCGUGUCAUAUUAUGCCUGAGUCUAUUGCCAACCUAAGAAGAGAAAAUAACGAUCUCAAAUCUAAAGUUUCAACAUUAACGUCUUAUUAAGUUUUUUAAUACUUUAGGUUAGCUUCUCUUCGUAAUCGUUAUGUACUUGCCUUGUUUUAUGUUAGUUUGAAUUCUAUUUACUGUAUAGUAGUGUCUUCACUGUUAUUUAGUCCAUCUAUAUAUAAAUCUUGUUUUGUAAUAUCUCUUCAGCUAAAUUAAAAGUACUUUUCCUACUUCCUAAUUUUGAAAAAAAGUUGAGUGUUUUAGUUUACUUCAUUACAUACGAUGUAAACUUUGAAAAGAAAUUUCGUCGAAAUCUAUGGACUUCUACGCUUUCUGUGGCUAUGGCGCAUAAGGGGAUAUAUCAUCACCAUCCACGGAGAGAGAAGGCUUAAAUGAAUAUUUCACCUUGUUGCCUUGAUUUUGUUGUGUACUUAGUGCUCAAUUUGGGCAUGAACGAAUUGUUUUUGAGAAUCAGUUUGAUCUUUUAGAGUUAAAAGACAACGUUAUUUAGCCCAAAUACUAAACGGUUUCUGUGUUAAGUUGUUCAAUAAAAGUUUGUAAAAUGAUGUUACUAGUUUGACAUGAAAGGUACCUACUGUUAUGAAAGCGAACAUGAUCUUCGAAGUUCAAAAUAUGAUUCAUUUCAUACAGCUAUUUCGAGGAAGGUUGUGGGAUAAAGUGCGCGCGACAACCCCGAAAGGUACUGAGGGUGGUUUUGAGUUCACUGUUUUUCAAAGAAAUUUUAAAGAAUAGCAGGAGAGGCCAUGGACAUAUGUCUGCGAGUGGUAAAGGAAAGCAACAAAAGUAGUUUCUACAGCUACAGUGUCAGGAACAGUGGGUUAAGCAUAUCUCAUAUUACUUUUUAGGGUUGUCGCCUGCACAUUUUUUCCGACAACCUUUCUCGAAAUAGCUGUAUAUUUUAAUUUGUACCUACUAUCGUCAUAACGGAUACAAAAACCAUUUUUUAAAGUUGAUCUUUCCUUUUUCAGAGCUGAACCAGGUUUAUAUGGUUGACCUGAAGCUUCGCUCAAGUCAAUGGCGCGAGGAAUACCGAAUGUCCAACAGCUCACAAUUCCUGGACCUCGCCGCGGAAAUUGAACAAGGGGUAAGCUUUAUUUAUUCAAAAAUUGUUCCAGUUUUUAAUACAUAGAAUUAGCCAAGGCCAAAGGCGGGGCUCUCGUAGGAUCUUUUAAGAAAUUUCUUUCUGACGUUCUUUAAGGUGCCUCUGUCAUUAAUACAGGAGCAUUAAGGUAUGAUUAACUUUCCGUCAUAACUUUUUUGUUUGUAACGCGAUAGCUCCGAAACGUUGCAAAGAACAACAGAUACCGUUCGGCAAUAAAUAACUCUUAUUAGCCGAGGUUUCGGUCCGUACUGUAAAUUACGGACCGAGUUUUUUUCCAUCGAUUUAUGGCCCAAGCGCGAAGCGCGCGGGCCAUAAAUCGAUGUACGGACCGAAAAAAACGAGGCUGAUAAGGUGUAUGGCUUCUUCCAGUUUUGGGGACCGGAAACAACAUCGACACGCGUCAAGAAAGAAAGUUUUUAUUGGCUCACGAAAACAAUAGCACACAACAAAGGGUUUCCGAGAAAGUGAAAGGAAAUUCGCCAUGUUGAAAAAGUUUAUUUGGUCAAAACUAAGAGCGCUGUAAGUUUUAGCUCUUCAAUGUAACGCUGGAGUAUUUUGGAAACCGGGCACUGUGUCUUUCUUGAGGUCGUUUUCAUCUUUCCUCCGUUGGUCCUUGUAAAAAACACUGCAAAAGGCAAAGAAGCUUUUCAAGGUAAAUUUGUUGUCAUUGUCGAAGAUUCGCUCGUUAAUUUUUUUUUGGGAAAACCUCUCGAAUUUCUGCCAGUUCAUUCUCGUCUUCAAGCGUGAUCUGCGUUAAAAUUUUCAAACACGGACCAUAUUUUCUUCCACGGAAAGGUUACGAUUCAGUUUCUACAUCAGCUUCGUUCUCGUUCAAACAAAGCUAGGUUAAAAUCUGGAAAGGCAAAAUCAACAUCCCAGUCCUCAGGGUUUACAGACACAUUUUUAAGUAUAUUCGGUCAAAACUAAGAGCAUUGUAAGUAUUCACUCGCCAAUGUGACGCUGGAGUCUUUUGAAAACUGGACAUUGUGUCUGGCUCGGAGUCGCUUCUAUCUUUCUUUCGUUGGUCUUUCGAAAAACACUGCAAAUGACAAAAAAGCGCGUCAACAUGAUCGGGUGCAGGCAUGUUUGUUAUCAUAUUUACUCAUUUUCCCUUAGGCAAAAUAUCUCGAAUCUCUGCUAGUCGAUUUUCGUCUUCUUAACUGUGUAUUACGAUAAAAUUUUCAGACACUGACUAGAAUCCUCUUUGAUAAGAUUACGAGUUAGUUUCUUCAUCGCCUUCGUUCACAAAUAAACACAGUUUAAAAUGUUGAAGGACAAAGUCAAAAUCUAAGUCCUCACGGAUGAUAGACGUCUUGUAACUUAAUUUCAACCUUUUUUUCUGAGGUAAAGAGAUUUAGAGCUCCGAAAUGAGCAUUUUCUUUGAAAUUUUGGUCCGUAUAGCAAGUUAGUCGGACCACAAAUUGACCAAGCCAUAUAAUAAUGUGAAAUAUUCCGAUUUCAUUAAUGGUAAAUUAGCGCUUAAAAGGAUCCUAUAGUUCAAAGAAAAUCGCGUCUAGUAAAACAUUUUGCUGAUAUUUUUGAAUGAAAUUUCUGGCAUCAUCUUUCAUUGAUGUAAUAAAUACGCCAGAGAAAUUUCAGAGAAAUCGUUAGAGCAGAAGUCCGUAACUUAAAGUCGCUCAAAUUUAAGAUGUGAAAUUGUUUUUGAAUUUCAAAAACAAAUUGCUACGAGGUAUAACGAGCCAGCAGUUUGAAUGUUCGGGACAGGUAAUUUCGGUGUUUGCUUAUUCGGCUUAUCUCCGAAUUGGCAUCAGGACUCUCGGGAAAACAAAACUAACUGGUUUCCCAAGGGACCUGACAUUAAGUGUUUUGUUAUAUUUCUAGACUUCCACUUCAACAUACAACAAAAGAAUAACCGGAGCGAACCAAAACAGUCGACUCGGUACUUAUAACAACACAUAUUUAAUUCUUAAAACCACUGCAUGAAUGAUUUACAAAGUACUUUCCUUAUAUUAUCUGCAUCUUUUUCCUCCACUAGCUGCUGUUUCUCUUCUGGGAUGCCUUUAAAAAUCGUUGCUUUUUUAGCUUGAGGCCUCGUCUUUGUGUUCAAGUUGUUGUGUUCAUUCACGAAAAAGAAAACUGGCAGUGUUUUUCCCGCCUUCCGUCACACCACUUUCCACCAUGCUUUGAUCACGUUCUGUAAUGUAUCCCGAGCGGGGUACAUUUCUUAAUGUAUCACGAUCGGCAUACAUUUGAUUUUAGUCAAGGCCACGUGACCAAGAAUCAACCAAUGGCAGUCCCUGUUUAGUCUAGGAAUAUAACAAAAAAUAUUACUCACAACUGACAUAAAACAAAGAAAACAAAACACCCUUAACAAUGAACCUUUCAAAGGUUCUCCAAAGUUCUAACUGAGCUCUGAUUCAAGACAAAGCUUUUGAAGAUGCAUUGCAAUACAUCAAAGUGUAUGUGGCAGGAGUUUCAGCCAAAACUGAUAAGGCAUAUUUCAAAAAUGUCGAGAAACAAGUCAUUCGACUUCAAAGCAAGGUUUGGAACAAUUUAUAGUGCUUCUUGCACCAAAAAUUACCUUUCAAAGAAUGGCACUAUUCGCAAUCGGCUUUUCUUUUAAGAAUUGGCAAACACAGAAAUUACUUGUCCCGAAAAUCGGAACUAGUGGCCCCUUCUACCUCAUAGCAAUUUAUUUUUGAAAUUCCAGGACAAUUUCAUAACUAAAACAAUUUCACAUGUGAAAUUUGAGCGACUUUUAGUUACGGACUUCUGCUCUAACGAUUUUUGUGAAAUUUCUCUGACAUUUACUAGACGCGAUUUUCUUUGAAAAGUAGGGUGCUUUUAGGCGCUAAUUUCGCAAAAAUAUUUACCAUCAAUGAAAGCCUAAUUAAAUCGGAAUAUUUCAUAUCAUUGCCAAACGAAAUCUGUUGUUCUUUGCAAAUUUUUGCGGACAUCGUCUUAAAAACGCCGAAAAAGUUAUGGUGAAAACUUCCUCAUAGCUAAAUGCGCCUGUAUCAAUGACAGAGCCACCUUAAAUUUCAUCAUAAGCAAAAAGCAAUCUGAAUAGGACAAUUGCACGAUGACGUCAUUUUAAUACAACUACCAGAAUCCUUGAGUUUGUUGUUUUCUUGUGCAAAUUAAGGCUAUUGUUUUUUAAUCCUCAGCGGGAUUGACAAAUUUAAAUAACAAAGCACAACCGAAAUGAAUUCUGGUAGUUGUAGUCAAAUAUCGUCAUCGUGCAAUUGUUCUAUUAAUCCUGAAAAAAUGGACCAGAGCCUGCGACCAAUUAAGAACCAAUAACUGGCCAGCGGAAAACUUAAAAAUACACGCACGUAGACGAGUUGUACUCCAGACUGACCUGAGCCCGCGAUACAGUCAUGUGACUUACACUGCUCAGCGGAUACCCUAUUUUAACAGUUGUCAAUUGACCAUAACACGAAUGUCCAAUAUCAAGUUAAACACGGAUUGUAUAUUUUUCAUAUCCCUUAACUUGAAUGGAUGGGCGUAUGGCCAGACGGACGAUUUUGUCACAACCAAUUAACAAAUCAACAACUAUGGUCUGCACUCUUAUCGGUAAUAGCGCUCAACCAAUUAGCGCGCGCAGGCCGCUUAGUUAUUGUAAAAAUUUCGUGGAUGUAAAGAUGACCAAAUUCUAUCACCCUUGAAGCUCCACAACAAAGCAGAAACAAACCCAAGCUCCUCGCAGUCGAUCGCUUGAUAGCCACCACAACGAAGCAUACAAUCCUCAUUCCAACAAUACACCCAUUUGAGUCAACGCUCAAGAGAAUUUAACUCCAUUAUAGCGACGAUAUUGCGCUGGUUUGAUUAGACAAACUCUACAGCAAACUAUCACACUUCUAGAGAUUUUUUCUAUCACUUCAGUUAGAUAUGAAUGCAUUAGGGAGAUUUUUAACCAUAAUAUCUUCAGUAAACCCCAGGCGUAGACACAAUGAAUACGUAAUGCCUUCAAGUGACUGAAUUAAAAUCAAGUUAAAACAUUGUUUUGUAGGUUGAGGACGUUUACCAGAAUGACAACAAAUUCUUACGGAUGUAUGUUGUCAACCUUCACAAUAGGUACAGAUUAUUCGCAAAUGUUUGCUAUUUAUAUUGGGUUGUAUAAGACCUACCAUUAUGAACUGUAUAAAUCAACUUAGAACUAGAAGGUAACUUUUGAAAUGCGUUGUGACUCAGAUGGUUAAUUCAACACUAGACUAGAGUGAACGACGGACAUGAACUGGACAAAACGUGUUUAUGUUUCAUAUGAUCCGGAAAUAUUAGGUUACAGUGCUGCAUCGGAAAUCUGAUUUUAAAGUAUUUUUCUCAUGUCACACCUUUUUUACAGAUACACUGUAUCUGUACUUGGUUAUGUUCUGGUCUUUUCAAGAUGCCAGAUGAACUAGGCUAUUUACUUGUAUCUCAAAUUGUCCUUUUUUAGCAUGAUAUUUUAUUUGUUUAGUGCAUUUUAUUAUUGUAUUCUCGAGAACUGGCCACAUAAAAAGCUAAGCUAAAUGAGAGGAGUCAAAUAUCAAUUUCAAGCAAAAUGCUACGAUCAUGGCUCUUUCAGGCGAAUUAUACUUUAAGAAAAUUGGUUCAGUUUUAAGGUGGCUCGACUGGAUUUUUUGGGGUUGAUACCUCCCAACUUUGAGCAUUAACUACGUCGGGAUGAGUAAAGAUAUGGAAAAAAGGUUACCACAACUGUAUUAUAUAAAGAUGAAAAUUUCUUAUGAUCUGGGUUUUAUUGCAAUCGGAGUCGCCAUGGCAACGUAAUGACGCCAUUACGUUUUUCAUUUAUCUUUGUGUUUCUCUGUUCCAGGAGUUUUUUGAAGAAAUCGCUUUAGGGAGUAUGUACCUGCUAUAAUUGCCUCCAUUAUGGCGUAGUUUGAACAAAUUCUAUGAGAGCGUUUUCGAAAUAUUUUGAAAUGUAGUUUUAAGAAUAAUAAAAACAGUGAAAUAGCAUGCUACCUACACAAUUCGCUAAUAUUUUAAGAAAAUGAUAAGCUUUGGAAACGAGGCUUCAUCUCGUAGUGGUUUGAUUCCAUUGAAAACUGCAUACGAAAAAAGAGGGGAAUUGCUCUGGGCGAUCGCGAGUAAGAAGAAUUUUAUUAACUUGCAUUCAGCUGCUUUUGAUACAGUUUUUGGACGUAAUUUGGUCCAUGCCUAAAAAUUUCGCAUUUUUCCAAAAACCGCUCGAUAAAUUUUUUUAUAAAUUCGACAAUCCCGAGAUCAAUUGUCAAGAAAUAUUCCCUGCAAGUUUCAAGAACAUUGAAAAUAGGGAAGGCUUUUAAAUAGGGCCUCAAAUAUAACCAAUAUUCCCCCCAGAUCUUGUGUUUACAAGUGAGCGCCCUCAUUAUUCACUGGCAUUGUUUUCAAGUUUCAUAUGCACGUGCACAACUAGCAAAAGUUAUAAAUUUGCAUCAAAAAGAACUCUCGAUUACUUUCCGAAGAAAUAUCUGGAGUAUGCUAAUAAUUGGCUUGUCGUCACAGACAGCAGUGAGAGCCGAAACGGUGAAGGUCACGGCUCAUCGUGUAGGAUGGAAUACUUAAUUAUCUUACUCGGGUUAUAACAUCACAGAAACUCUCACAAAGAGUUGCUCUGAUGUUAUAAUAUAUCAUUAAUCUCUUUACCCGGUAAUUAGCAUAUCCCGGAGAUUUAACCGAGGGUCCUUUUUGAUGCAAAUUCUAUCUUUUUGCUAAAUGUGCACGUGUAUAUGAAACUUGAAAACAAUGCCAGUGAAUAAUGAGGACGCUCACUUGUAAACACAAAAUCUGGGGAAAAAAUUGGCUAUAUUUGAGGCCCUAUUUAAAAGCCUUCCCUGUUUUCAAUGUUCUUGAAACUUGCAGGGAAUAUUUCUUGACAAUUGAUCUCGGGAUUGUCGAAUUUAUAAAAAAAUUUAUCGAGCGGUUUUUGGAAAAAUGCGAAAUUUUUAGGCAUGGACCAAAUUACGUCCAAAAACUGUAUCAAAAGCAGCUGAACGCAAGUUAAUAAAAUUCUUCUUACUCGCGAUCGCCCAGAGCAAUUCCCCUCUUUUUUCGUAUGCAGUUUUCAAUGGAAUCAAACCACUAUGAGAUGAAGCCUCGUUUCCAAAGUUUAUCAUUUUCUUAAAAUAUUAGCGAAUUGUGUAGGUAGCAUGCUAUUUCACUGUUUUUAUUAUUCUUAAAACUACAUUUCAAAAUAUUUCGAAAACGCUCUCAUAGAAUUUGUUCAAACUACGCCAUAAUGGAGGCAAUUUUAGCAGGUACAUACUCCCUAAAGCGAUUUCUUCAAAAAACUCCUGGAACAGAGAAACACAAAGAUAAAUGAAAAACGUAAUGGCGUCAUUACGUUGCCAUGGCGACUCCGAUUGCAAUAAAACCCAGAUCAUAAGAAAUUUUCAUCUUUAUAUAAUACAGUUGUGGUAACCUUUUUUCCAUAUCUUUACUCAUCCCGACGUAGUUAAUGCUCAAAGUUGGGAGGUAUCAACCCCAAAAAAUCCAGUCGAGCCACCUUAACUUGACGAUUCAAUAAAUGUAACGUUAUGUAGAGGUCCCAUCGAUUACUCUUACUCUACAUAUUUCAUUUCUACUAGUGAUGGAGUCGUACUAGCUGAAUUCUGGAUGGUAUUUGAGGCUGAGGCAGUACUUCCUAUCACACCUCUUAACUUGGCCGUCAAGAGGGGUAGACUAGGAAAUCUGGCCAUUGAGAUGGGAGAUUAUCAAGUCACGCAAGUAGCUGGUAUGUUUGGAGGAUUAUUGAGUGAGCGGACAAAGAUGGGCAAGAAAAGGCUUCAACCGAACAUAAAACUAAAAGAUAUUUUCCCUUUUUUAAACAGAGAGAAUUGACUGUCCAGUGAAGUGUUCUGAGCAUGCUUUUUGUGCCAGAAACGGAACUUCCUUUAAGUGUACCUGUGCGAGAGGAUAUAUUGGUGAUGGAAUAAAUUGUAUUGGUAAGUUGGCUACCAAAUUAAUUUGAAAAGAAAAACAUGAUUAUCUCGUAAUCAAGAGUAAAGUAAGGCAGCAUGCGAUAGAGUAAACUAAGUAGAAUUCGAAAGAUACAUUGUUUGUAAUAUAUAUUGCAAGAGAUAUAUUAUUUGUAAAUAAAAUAUAUAUUGAGAUAUAUUGUUUGUACAUAAACUCCCCCCUGAUAUGAUAUGUACAGGCAUAUUGUUUGCAUGUUGAUCAUCGUUUGGCGGUUUUUUGUAUUGCUUUGAAAAGGCUUUCAAGUGAGUAGUAUGGUAGGGACUAAAUUAUCCGUUUUUUGCGCAGUAAUCUCAUUAACUUGGGCAGGAAUAUACUAACGCUGAUGAAUGUCAUAGCCUUUUGUCUUUGUAUCAGGAGAAAAAUGCGGGGAAAUGUCAUUAUCUUCUCUAUUUGUAUUUCCAAUACGAAAGAAACAAAGUACCUGCUUAGGCUUGGCUGAACAGGAAGUAAGAAUAUGAACUUUUAUGGGAGAAAUAAGCGCUAGCUCGCCUGACGAUGACGUCAUAACCUUUUGCCUUGAAUAUAAUGCGGGAGAAUAUCAUUAUCUUCUCCCUUUUGUGCUUCUAAACAACAGAGGACAAAGGACAUACCAAGAGGUAAGAAUAUGAACUUUUAUCGGAGGAAUAAGCGAAAACUCGUCCUUGACUUAAAAUCACUGAGUCGUAACGUAAUUAUGCAAGUUCCAUUUCCUGUCCCUCUCAUUAUCAACAAUUGUUGUCUUCUCCACAUUUCUAUUGCUUUCCCACCACCACCACUACCACAGCAUUUUUGUUUUCCCUCCUCAUUCAACUACACAUUAUCGAUCCUAAAUCGACCCUACAUGCAACCCACAUCGACCCUACAUAGAUCCUACAUCGACACUACGUCCACCUUUCCUUUCGACAAAGUUUAUUUGUAAUGAUAUUAAUCAUGAAUAGUAAAGCUACAUACCACCACCUGGAUAUGUCUUUUGUUUUCCCUCCACCACCAUAAUCACCACAUCAUUUCUACUGUUUUUCUUCUUCACCACCACCACCGUAACAUUUCUAUUGUUUUCCCUCCUCCUCCUCAUUUUUAUUGCUUUUCUACCAAACAGGUUAUUUAGAAAGUCAGAAAGGCCAAACGCAGGCUAAAAAUUCAGUUAAACGACAGUCAUAGGGUCGAUGUGGGAUCGAUGUGAGGUCAAUGUAGGGUCGAUAUGGGGUCCAUGUGGGGUCCAUGUAGAGUCGAUGAAGGGUCAAUUUAGGGUCAUUAAUGUGUAGGUGGAACAAAGAGGAAAACAAAACUGCGGUGGUGGUGGUGGUGGUGGUGGGAAAGCUAUAGAAAUGUGGAGAAGCAAAAAUGGGAGGAGAAAAAGUGAAAAAAGUUGUUUUUGGUGGUAGAAAGAGCCAGUUUGCUGUCGCCCUCAUUAAAUAUUCACGAUUUGCGCGCCAAGAAUGAGUGAACCGGAACGUUAACAACUGUUGACAAUGGGAGGGGUAGGGAAAUAGAACUUGCAUAACGACUAAGUCCUUUUAAGGCCCUGUUUACAAGGAGAGAGGGUUACCCUAGCAAGCGGGUUAAAGUUAUCACUGGUUUACGAGCAAACUUUACAGGUGGGGUUAACCUAUCACCCGAGUCAACUUUACCAGCUUUGCUUUGCUUUGCAUGGCGUGUUUCGCCAUGCGUGACAUUCUUUGUAACGGUCCAAGUUUUGAAAUAAUCUUGAAGUUCUGUAUGGAAAACGCGUUAAAUUCACGAAAAAAAGGGAAAAUAUUAUCAUCGUAGACAGAUGUUUAUAACUAAGCUCCGAAAUUGGACAAUACCGUUCAAAUUGGCACGAUUACUGAUCACGCGUGACGGCGGAAAGUUGACCCGGGUAGGCGAGUUAUCUCUAUUAGAGCGUAUACAAGGGCGGUAGGGUAACCCUAGCACUCUGGUAGGGUUACCCUAGCGCUAGGGUAACCCUACCUGCCUUUUAAGCACGUCGUGUGAAAAAAGAAGAAAUAUGUAAGUGCUUGGGUAACCCUAGCACCAAGGUUACCCUCCCUCCUUGUAAACAGGGCCUAAGUCACAGGCGAAUUUUCGCUUAUUCCUCCCAUAAAAGUUCAUAUGUGACCCUCCACAGGAUUUUAAUGUUAAAUAGAAGGCGAAAACAAGCUCACAAAACGUGUCCACUUUAAAACAAAAGAAUUUAUUUUAAAACGCUUUAGCACGCUUGCCAUCUUGUCUCAUUAGCAAUUUCUUUUGUGUCAGAGGACACGCUUGAGACAAUUAAGCGUGAGCAAGUCAAACAAAAGAGCGUUUUAAAGUUUAAAAAAAACAACUGCGUGCGAAAUAGCACAACACACUUUCAGCGUGCUCGAAAGCACACAAGGCGUGUUAUCUAAAGCUACAGUACUGCUCAAAAGUACUCAAAACUAGACUCUUGAGUUAAAAAAAACCAGGAUCGUGAUCAGUCGCGAUGGCGAAAGAGAUACUUGAUCUUGAAGUUUAUUUGUCGGGAAUAGUGGUCAAAAUGAUACUGUUGUCGAGCCAUCCUAUUAUAAACACAAAAUAUAUAACCUGGAUAAAGCUGAAUAGCUAAUAUAAUGAAUCUCCAAGUGUAUCAUUCAAAGCAAAACAUAAAAUGCCGACUUCCAAAAUGUGUUUUUAAAAUACAAGUUAGUUAGUUAACAUCAAAUUCAAUGAAACAAAUCUAAUUGCCUUUUAACAGAUAUAUCUCGGUUUUUUAUUGUAACAAAACGGUUUAAGUUUUGUUGACUAGCUAUCAGUUGCAUUUCAUUUCACUAAACGCACAAGCCAUUUAAUUUUUCUCAUCCUUUGCUGCUGUAAGUAAUCUAGCGUGUUUAGCGUGUGUAAAACUCAAAUCGCACGGUAAGAGUGUUCUAAAACGCACGCUUACCGUGACAUAUAGCACGCUACAUGAAACAAAAGAUUUGGCCUGCUAAGUUUUACAAAACAAAGCCAGGUGUUUCCUUCUUUGUUUUAGCAAUUUAAUAUGUUCACAUCCGUGAUCUAAGACACGCUAAGCGUGUUGUGCGUGGCUGGAGUGUGCUUUCGCCUUUAGCAUCAAAAUCCUGUGGAGGGUCACAUAUUCUUACUUCCUGUUCGGGUAAGCCUGGGCAGGUCCUUUGUUUCUUUUGUAUUAGAAGCACAAAAAGAGAAGAUAAUGAUAUUCCCCUGCAUUUUAUUCAAGGCAAAAGGUUAGGACCAAGAGAGGAUAAAGGGGACAGAGAAGGCAUCCUCCAUACACACCCUAUUCCAUAGGUAAUUCGUCUCGAGUUAUUUUUAGAAUCGGGAUUAAGUUACCUCUCGCGCUGCGUGGAGGUUUCGCAAGACUAAACGCCGUUCAAAGAUCGAGAGCAUUCCUGAAUAUUGAAGCGAAAUGAGUCGGCGCUCACCUGGGAAAAGGGAAUCGCUCCAUCUCUUCUUCCAAAGGACUCUUGUUCCGUUUAUUUGAUUUAUUUGGCGCCUUUUUGCUUGAUUUGGUGAUGAUCGAACUCGAGGGCGCAGGUUUAGGCUUCCCUGCUUUUUUCCUCCUCUUCGCUUCAUCUGCUGAACUAUCAUCGGAAUAAAAGCUUUCUACGUUUUCUUGUAUUUCAUUGGCACUCUCCGUUUCGGUUAUAGCUUCCUCCUCGCUUGCACUGACUUUUCAUCUUCUUCGCUAGAACUCUCAGCUUCGCUCGAAUCAACGUCGUAACAAUGCUUAGAAACAAGCCAGGAAGGGCGAUUUUUUUUUAAUUUCCGUUUCGCUGACACAGCUCUAGCAGGAAUCUCUCUGUAGUCGUUUUCGUCGAGAAAACGAAUAUCAAUAUCGCUCUCCGCGUCUUCCCCCAUUUUGGUCUGCGUCAAUUCGUGAAGGACGCGUGGCUCUGAUCGUGGGUCAUCCACGCGGAACACAUUCACGCUAUGAGAUUGGCUGUUGUCUAAUCCCCCUUGGGAUCUGUGGUCUUAAAAAUAACUCAAGACGAAUUACCUAUGGAAUAGGGUGUGUAUUGGGGGAUGCCUUCUCUGUCCCCUUUAUCCUCUCUUGGUAAUGACGUCAUCGGUUUUAAUGUCUUCCUGCGCAAAAAGCGGAAACUUCUGUCCCUACCACACUACUUAAGUGUCAAGUACUAAAAACACCACAUGCGGCCCACGCUCUGUAUGAGAGUUACAUGUAGUACAAUACUGCAAACCACAAACUGAAAGGCUGUCAACACAAAGGAUUUGUAUGGGUGAAGGACGAAUUCACGGAAAACAACGCUUUGCCUUUUUUACCUGGUUUGUUUGGUUUUUGUGUUGUUAUUUUCUCGACCCAAUGCGAUUUAGCGAUUUCCUAACACCUUUUGUUUCGAGUCUUAAAGAGCUCUUUAGCCAUUUUGGGAUUAGGCAAUAUUGCACCAUAUGUAACACUUAAAUAUAGAGCUUCAUUUAAAUUUGUAUUUCCGCAGUUCGUAUUAUCUUCAUUCUACGUCUCAUUCCUUCCACGGGUAAAGAUGAACGUGACAAAUUGGCUUGUUCCUAGUGUGUGGGUGUCAAUUUUUCCGGUUUAAUUUUCAUUUGCUUAAAUUGCUACUACAAUGCGACGGUCAUAUCAUAUAUCAUAUAUAUAUCAUAUGUACAAAGUCACGUCAUCUUCAUUUCAGUUGAAGUAAUAUCUAUUGUUACUUGAGUUAAUGUUACUGACAGGCUGGUUUAAAGAUCGAGAGUCAGACAGAUUUUUUCUUCAUCUUUUAUUUGACAUCCUUAGACCUAGAUGAGUGUGCAGUGAACAAUGGCGGCUGUCAGCAUGUGUGCCUCAACAGUCCCGGCGGCAGUUACCAUUGCUUGUGUAAUCGUGGUUUUACGCUUCACAGUGAUAGAAAAAAAUGCCGGGGUAAGCUGCACGAAUAAAAGCAAUGAGUUUUAACUGUAACAGAUUAGCAUUACGUAGUAAUUUUUGUCUCUCUUCUGCGCAGCCUCGGAAGGCGACUAUGCAUUCUGUGCUGCUGGAUGGCGUCAAGACAUUUUAUGGAGUCACACUGUGGCUAGUAGCACUGAUAUCAAGCCCUGUCCUCAGGACCACUUGACAGGUCAGUACUUAUCAACUACAACAAAGCAACGAAGAACAAAGUAGAAAGCGUUUUAGUUAUACAUGCUAUUAGAAGUAAUUUGUGUAUAACAAAGCGUAAUAGCCUGGUUUCGAAUUCUUUGUGUGUGAAUUCUUUAUGUUAAAGUGUCAAGUCAAACGGCGAAAAGAAGGUGUCAUUACCAUCUUCUGUGUUUCGAAAUAAUUUCUAAGAUCGGCUCGACUUUAAGCUAUUCGAUUUUCUGGGCUAUUGCCCGAAAAGGGCGUUUUAGUCUGCUGUAAACAUUUUUUUAUGUCUGCUGUCAGCAUUUGAAGCUAAAGACAUUGUGAUUGUGGGCCUUCUGUAGACUGAAACAGCUAACAAGAAGCGAUUUCGUCGUUUCCGUGUCACAAGGGGACCAGUUACUUAUUGGCUUAGAUCACCGGGUUUAUCUUUUUCAUAAGGUGCUGACACUGCAAGCGCAUAGGAGAAGGCGCACGAUACAAACCAUCGAAGCUGAUUAUAGCUUCAAAAUUCUUAACCAGGUGAGGCAAGAAGGACAUGUUACAACGGACGUGACAAGGGAGUAUGGGGAGUGCCAGAUCUUACGCGUUGCAUCACUAAAGCAAUGAAUGAACUUCAACAAAAGGCAAGUUUCUAUAAAAUAUCUUACAAUGACAGUGCAUAAGGUUAAUGAUUAUCGCCAUUGUUCAAAUAGAGACUAGAAACUGAGAUUUGACAUUCGCUGCUGCAAUCAUCCGCCUAACAACUUUCCAUAGUCCUUAUACAUCCAACAAGAAGUUAAGAGUCAUGUGCACUGUAAAACAAACUGAAAGCAGGUACUAUUUAACAAAUUCAUAGGUUUUUAUUUCUGAUAUUCAUUCUGCUCCUUUCCUGGGUAGCUUUCACGGUUGCUGAACGAAGACGUAAAGUUUACAGACCUCCUCGAAGUCAGUAAAGAAUUACGUAAUAUCUUGGAUCCACGAGUUGACAAGAUUUAUGCCGGAGAUAUCUAUGCUACGAUAGAUAUUAUGGCUAUUCUGACUCAACAAACUAACGGCACAAUGCAGAACGUUACCAAGGAUGAAUUAACUUGCUUUCUAGAGGUAAGAAUUCUUAUGAAUUCUUAUGAUUUCUCAGUUUAUUUACUUUGUCCACCGGAGUCUAAAGUCAAACCUAUUUUGUUAAAUGGAUUAGGCCGCUUUAACAGAGAUAGCAAUAGACCUUUCCACGUUUUUUUUUUCUUUUCAAGUUUUGAUAAAGGUCAAUGAACGAAUAUCCAUUUACACUGCUGAAAAGAGCGCCUUAAAAUUAGGAAACUUACCAAGUGUUUACUUAAGUUUAAAGGUACACAAAGUCGCGAAAUUUUACAGACGUUUAUAUGGUGGGGGACACGAACUUGCCCCCCUUCUGUUCGCUUACUGACCAGUCCCAGUCAGAAGUUGAAGAAAAAAAUGUGGAAGGGUCUAUAUUUUUUUUUAGAAAACAGCUUUUAUAAGAGCGUGUAUUUUUUGGGCAGGUUAUGAGUGGUGCGGUUGACAAUUUGUUGCAUACUGAAAAUAGGCAAGCCUGGAACGGUAUGGAAAAGGUAAAGUGGUCCUCUUUUAAAAGUCCUUGCUUAUAUGUGAAGGUAAUCAGCAAUUAUGAAAUUAGGCUUUAGAAGUGUGAUAUAAAGAAUAAUGCAGAUCAAAAUGUCAUACCUCCGGCCUCAGCGGAUAACACCCCGGCUCCGAGAUGUUCGGGCUAAUAUUAAUUCUUUUUAGCAUAUACUAAAACAGUUGAUAGUGUUGAUAGUCGCGCGCUCUGAUUGGCUACUCAAUCAGUGAUUAUCCUGCACUAUCCACUGAUUCACCUCCAGUUCCUCCGAGCGAGCGACGCCAAACUCGCGUAAGUUGCGAGCAAAAUGCCUUUCACAACUGAAAAAAAAGAAGAAGAAGAAGAAAAAGUUUUUUGUUUACUAAUGCAAAUUAAGCUUAAGUCUUGCGUUACUUUAUUUGGUUGACUUUUUCAUAAAUAAGCAUAAUACUAAAUUUCAUAAUCUUUUUUUACAGAAUGAUUUUAAAUACAAAAAGAAUUCACAACUCCUUUCGAAGAAAUUUUCCCGCAAGAGCUACACAAAUGUCUUCAAAAGUUUUAUUUGUCGGCAAGAAAAAGCGACGGCCGUGGCCGUUCGGUCAUUAGGCGCCAAAAAUGUAAUCGUUGGCAACAGUAUUUGAGUGAAAAAUCAUCAUUUUUGUGCUAAAUUAUCUCACCGUUUUAGUAUAUACUGAAACAAUUAUUCACCUCAGUGUCGGUGGCUAGUGGUGUAUAUCUACCCCGCUGCUUCGCAGCUCAGUAAAUUACCACGACUAGCCACCUCCACUUCGGUGAAUAAUUGUUAUAUAUCAUACGGAGGUCAAAUCCAAUAAUUAUUUUUAUUAUUGAUUCAAAAUAUUACUAAAACAUGCUUUAUUGUGUGUAAAAUUACCUUAUUAAAACAUCUGCCUGUUCCAUGGCAGUUUCAGGUGAGUCGUUUUUUAUUCUAGCAAAUAUCCAUUAUCAGUGGUAUUUCUGUUUGGUAUAUACUAAAACAGUGGAUAGUGUUUUUCGCGCGCUCUGAUUGGUUACUCAAUCAGUGAAUAUCCUGCGCUAUUCAUUGAUUCACCUCCAGUUCCUCCGAGCGAGCGAUUCUAAACUCGCGUAAGUUGCGAGCAAAAUGCCUUCCCGGUCUGCUGCCGUAACAAAAAAAGAAAUUUCACAACUAAUCAAGCAAGCUGUUCCCGAAAUACACGAAGAAGGUGACGAAGUUCGGUUUGGACGUUUUAACAGGUAAAGUCUUGUCUUUUUGACUUGAAUUUAUCGAUAAAACCGGUGAAAAAGUUCUUUGUUUACAAAUGCAAAUUAAGCUUAAGUCUUGCGUUACCUUAUUUAGUUGACUUGUUCAUAAAUAAGCGUAAAACUAAAUUUAAUAAUCUUUUUUACAGAAUGAUUUUAAAUACAAAAAGAAUUCACAACUCCUUUUGAAGAAAUUUCCCCGCAAGAGCUAAACAAAUGUCUUCGAAAAUUUAUUUGUCGGCAAGAAAAAGCCACGACCGCGGUCGUUCGGUCAUCGCGCGCCAAAAUUGUAAUCGUUGGCAGUAGUAAAUGAGUUAAAACUCAUCAUUUUUGUGCUUAGUUAUCUCACUGUUUUAGUAUAUACUAAAACAAUUAUUCACCUCAGAGUCGGUGGCUAGUGGUGGAUAUUUACCUCGACGGUAACGCGGCCUCGGUAAACUACCACCACUAGCCACCUCCACUUCGGUGAAUAACGGUUAUCUAUUCUUGCUGUAUGACAACUAGUCCAGUCAAUGUAGGCAUUUUUUUAGGCUCAACAUCAAACUAAUUGCAACAGAAUUGUCUUCAACGCCAUUAAAGUGAGGGUGGCCUAUCUAUCAGACAAAAUCCGUUAGGUAAAACAUUUCGAAAUAAAGUUUUAAACAUUUUGAGCUUUUAACACAGGACACGCACGUGAGAUGAAAUUAUACGUUCAAACGAAAAAUGCCAAAAUGUGUUCGCUACUUUUACGGAAAACUUAAAUAACUCGGUUAAUAAGAUGUUUAUUAUAUGGCCAAACAAGAAAGCAAAGGAACAAAAACAUAAAUAAUUUUAUUUUCUUCCGUGCGCAGGCUCAAGCAUUUAGCUGGCUUUCUUCUGUCACUGGUCUCCAGUCCAAACGGGACCAAAAUAAUUGUUCAAAGUCCAGCUUUCUACAAACUUCGUCAAUGAAUGAAGACAAAAGUUUUCAUACAGGCUCAAUGAAAAAGCUUGUGGUUGACACAACAAUUUAUGAAAAGUGAACAAAAAUGCAACUGCAAUGUAAGUAAUGCCGGUUUGUGCCUCGAUCGCUCGGCGAUCAGUUCUCAUUCAGCCUUGCGAUCUUCGACUGAUCACAACAGAAAACGCUGAUGUUAAAUGUGCAGCCUUCGAACUUGUCAAUAUGCGCUCCGGCAAACAUUGCCUGAGGCUGGAUUUGUUGGACUGUGAAGACAUUUUGCUGUGUUGUAAUGGAGGUACUGACUUGGUUUUCUUCGGACUGAGCGGAUGUACCUGGCUCACGAUUCAGGGUAACAGACAUUUCUCUCUGUCGAGGCUUUUCAAAUUUUUGUGACCGCUUUUAGCUGUGCAACGAAGUUUGGCUGAACGUCUGCUUCGAGAAGUCGUCCAACACUGGUCUUUCUAACGGAGAGAUUAGAAACCUUGUUCUUGUUUGUGUCAUCGAGUUUGGCUGCAGCAAACGCGUCUUUGUACUCGGCUCCAUCGUACUCAGUGUCAUUUUGUUAACGAACGGAGAUGAAAAAUUUGGACAAAAGAAGGUCGAGCUCAUUGGCAGGUAUGUUUUCAAUUGCUCUGGACUCUUUCAGUGAUUCACAAAAUUUCUUCCAUGCGUUAAAAUCGCUCUUAGUCUUGUAUUUAGUGUUUUUUGAUUUCUGCUCCUGCAAAAAUUUCUCAAUUUCGACUUCAUCUUUGCUCGUAGCUUCCUCGGCAAGACUCAAAUUUGCCAACGUUUGCUCGUUUUUCUUUACCUGCUUCCUCGUGAAGGUCGAUUGAUUCUUCCAUUUAGUAUUAUUAACAGGAACAAGCCAAUUUUUUCAUAUUAUUUGUUUGUAACUUUGAGGACAACUGCUACAACAAGAUCGGUCUAGAUGGUGGUCUAGAUGGGAAAGGCUAGACCGCGGUCAAGAUCGAUUUUAGCUAAUCAAAUUCUUAAAUUUGUUUGUUUCCAGUCCUUUGAAACACGGCCAUAUAAUAACAUCUUAUACCUAGUUUUCGGUGAUAAAAAAGAAGUGUUUAUUUUUGGAAGCCAUUCUCCUUUGAAGGAACCCCAAAACAACGGGGCUUACAAAGUAACAGAGUGAACUGUUAGCUUUAAAUCACUACAAAUUUAGUCGUAAGGCAUUAAGGGUGAAAAACGAAAGCCGUUACCUAAUAAUUAGCAAUGAUCCAGGUGUUUCUCACACAUUUAGUCGGCAUUUUUAAAACAAAACUAGCCAAAAUAUAUAGCGAUGUUGCAUCUAGGGUUCUUAAAAAAACUCACAAUGAUCACACCUUUUGUCUAAAUUGAUGAUUUUUCCUGAAAUUGGGUCUCUUGUGUAGAAAGUUGGAAAUCGUUAUUGCCAAUUAUUUUCAUGUUCCACCGAACGGAUUUUGGCGGUUUUUUAGUGUGUUGUCAAGUAGCCAUCCAACAAUUAAAUGGGGCUGAAAAACACAGUUGUCAAUGUUGCUAUUAGUUUGAUGUUAAAUUACAAGGUGACUGGACUAAACCAUAUUGAUGAAAACAUUUUCUUCUUAAAUUUAUUGUUGUAGAUCGCAAUCAAGGCCACAGAAAUGAUGAAAGCUUUAGAGGGUACUACCGAAGCAGUUGCACACCAGCAGCUUCGUGACAUGCUUAAUAACGCAAUUACUGACCCGGACAAGUUUCACAACCUUAGUCUAAAAGCCAAAUACCCCAAUGUUGGUAAUGACAUCUAAUAACCGCAUUUAAUUGAACUUAACGCAGUUAAGAAUGAGGUCGUGGUACUUUUUUGUAAAAGAACCACAUAUCAGGCCUGGUCCACACAAAUCCUGGCAGGCUGUUAGCUACUCUUAAAUGAAUUGCAAGACUGAUAUCCAGUUUCAAUCGUUGAUACGAACUGGCAAAUCCGUUGGCGAUUAAAAGAACAGAGCGCUGGAGAGCGGUUUCAAAGAGGUACAGUUUCGGUGAGCAGAUUGCCUCAGGUUUUGUGCGGAGAGGAAGGCCGAUUCUAGACCUCGUAGAGGAGCUUGCUCUGUGAGUUAUCCAGGCCUCUUAAAUAAGUUUGUAAAUUAAUAAAUUAAAAAAAACAACGAUGCGGUUUUAAAAAAUCUGGAUUCGUGUUGACGGGGCAUUGUGCUCAUUAGAGCAAUAUUGGAUGCUCUCACUGAGAUUGACAAGCUGCCAUUUUGAGCGCAAGUCCUUGGACAGAGUUUAUAUGCUGACGUCAAGUUGACACGUGCUGACACCCUGAUAACACGAUAACACACUUAAUGGUUGAGAACUGGCUGACACUGACAGGAUGACAGGCUGACACGAUGACGUGACCAUAUGCUCAUAGGAAGGUGACAUGCACACGGAUCCGGACUGACAUGCUUACACGGUCUCACACGCUAACAUCCUCACAAGGUAGAAGGCUAACAGGCUUACAUGCUCAGAUGCUAACAGGGUGACAUUCUGACAAGCUUAUAUGCUUGCAGCGGGAUGACAUCCUGAUAGGCCGCUCCAAUUAAAACAACAUUUACUGCUCAAGGAUUAUAACCUUGCUGUUUUCUUUCACUCUUUUUUGAAUGAAACAGAAAUAUCAAUUGAUGUUGUUGAGAUGAUUGAGUUCAAGGGCCUUGUACGUUUCCUGAUCACUAACGUAACGAAGGAGGGCGAAAAUAAGACGCUCUUUCUUAAUGAAAUUGGUUUUCCACCGACGUUGUUUAAAGACGCCCUGAGCGAUAAGUUAGCCUCAGGUGGGUCAAAAGAAAAUUUACUUAUUUUUUCCGGUUUGCAUGAGGUGCCUUUCAAAAUAAAGGUGUUUAUACGAUACUUGAUAAAACGUAUGUCAGUAGUAAAAAAAGGAAACCAGUACAAUAAGGACAAAGAAAAGCUAAACGUACGGUUUAAUGUUACUUUAACUCCGAUAGACUAAGAUGAUGUAAUUUCAGUCAUUAUCUAGCGCGUGAAUUAUUGUGGCUUCUUUAUUGCGUUACAGGGUUCUAUUCUAGCCUUGGUUGUUUUAAUGAUAACGAUCAAGACCGAGCAGUGCCCACCAUGGAAGGAACACAUCAGUUGCUAAAAGGUAGCUUUCUCACACGUAAGAAUGCUGUGGAAAAGUGUGCAGAAGUGACUAGGAGUCGCGGCUGGAAGGUCUUUGCUGUCCAAGAUGGCGGUUGGUGUGCGUCCAGUCCUACAGCGCAUCUCACAUACAACAGAUAUGGGCCAGCGGAAAAUUGUGUCAAUGGAAAGGGAGGCACUUUCGCGAACGAUGUUUACAUCAUUAACGGUAAGAUAUUGAAUGAAUAAAUUUUAAAUAUUUUUUGUUUUGUGAAGCCUUGUAAACGAAAACAAGUAGUUAAAAAUUAUUGGUUAAAAAUAAUAUAAUUUUUUAAUUUAUUCCUUUCACUUUCAUAGCAUACUACACAUGUGUGUGCUCAAUAUUCUAUAAACAUCUGGAUAAUUUACUUACAUCUGAUCCACUACUAGAAAUAAGGUAAGAAAAAAAUGUUGUCAAGUUCCAUUAACUUCAUAAAUAACGAUAGCUGUCCUAAUAUCCGCCGUCUAAGUCUACCAAGGCCUCAUCUAGUGUCUGGCGGCCGGUGAAAACAUUUAGCGAAGAGUAUUUCGUGUGGUUACAACAAUUUUUUAAAAAUGUUUGCAUGAGUUGUCUCAGAUAAUGAACUAACCGACACAGGAUUCAAUAAAAAUAUCCCGUUUUUGGUCGACUUUUUCAGAUCCCUGGAAGGAAUGGGAGCGCAGGAGCCUUAUAACGAAUCUCAGCUUAACUCCAUCAUUAUAUCAGGAAAAAUUGUCACAGAGGAAGCAAAGUUUUAUCAGUCCUUGCAAGAUCCGAUAGUAUUGGUGUUUGAACGAUUGGUAAGUUUUUGAAAUAAGCUUUUCAUUUUGAUCUUUCUGCCAAACUUAACUAUCAGACCAAGAGUAUUUGUUUUACAAUUAUAAUUGCUCUGUUGCCAAUCCGAGGAACUAUCACUCCGUAUUUCUUGGUGACUCAGUCGAGAUGAGAAAAACGACUCCUCGAAAGUUUUCACCAAUCAAGUUGAGUCAAAUAAAUAAUGAUGUCAUAAUGUUAGCCUGUGAACAGGCUCACUGUUUGGGGAAGAGGUGAAAAAAAAACUCGAGGAGAGGGAGGGAAAGGGUGAGAGCCUGUAUCCUUUCCCUCUCCUCGCGAUUUUUUCACCCUUUUCCCGAACAGAGAGCCUGUUCACAAGCCACCAUAAUGGAUGACGUUGGCUAAAUCUUUCGAUUUCCUACUUAAUUUUUAUCUACCAAACAUGAUAUCCUAUUAGCUUAGCCCAGAACGAUUGUAAAAGCAACAUUCCUGCUAAAAGAAAGAUCAUUACAACUAAAUAAAAACUUUCAUCAAUACUCACCUAAACCUCAGAUUACCCCCCUGCCCCGACAACAAUUUGCGACUGCGUCAAGUAUUAGAUGGUCUUUCUUGCGGAUCUGUCGAAGACUCCUAUCCAUCUGCGUUCGUCUCAGUGCAAAACCCUGUCGAGUCCUGCCAGUAUAAAACGUAUAACAUUCGUCACAAUUGAACAUCCUUAACGCUUCUGGAAAUGUCAUAAACUUAACAAGUCACUGUUUUUAAUCAGAUUUUUAAGGUCAGGACUGUGGCCAGAGAGCCGAGGAAAGAUCAGCAAUCAUCGAAGGCGCGAGGCGCUAAAGUGGUCUCUGUUGGGGAAUAGCAACCAUGGGGGUUUUCAGCAUUUUUCAUUUUCACUAGAAAAAUCAAUCUUUUUUAACUCGGCAUUAUUUUGGUGCCUCCUGCUAACUAAAGCCCUAAAGGUGUGUGGAGGUCGAAUGAUCUCUUCCCACUCUGACGAUGUCGCAGCCUCACUGUCUGGAGGAACAACAAUGGCCUUUACGAUUGUUUUCGUCUUCAGUUUAACGAUAGAUUCUUACUAGGUUGAUAUUAUUCCCUCCAUCGUUCAAUCUUUUUUCAACCAAGAGAACAUUGACUGAUGUGGCGCGAUGUUUGCUUUGCUUUUCCAGGAUGCUAAUAGUAGCAUGCCAGUUAUUUGUGGCUUUCUUAACAUGGAAUCAGAGUAAGUAAAUACAAAUCAUUAUGAUAGUACAUUCAUAAGGAUCUUCUAUCCGUCUAUUAAGUUUUCACAAUGACACUUUGUGUUUCCUCUAGUGAUCCUGACGAUCGCUGGUUUGAUAGCGGAUGUUUUGUUUACGAAGCCAACAAGACCCACACCACAUGCCACUGCUCUCAUCUCACCAAUUUUGCACUUCUUUUCGACUUACACGGCUCUCCGGUAUGACAUUAGUUUGUAACUAUGUUAUUUCUCACCCUCCCCCUCCCCUCGGGACUUCGAUGCUUAAGGUGAAAGCGCGUCUAUAACGCGUUUUCGCUUUAGAACAAUUUAUUCUUUGAAAAGACGUUUCUCUUUUGUUACGAAAUCGAUAAUGCUUCAAGGUAUGGCCUGAUUCUUUUCUACCCAAGAAACCACAUUCUUUCGGCUAUAUCUACAUAUCAGACUAGUUUUUAGCACUUUCAAAGUCAAUAAUUUGUUCGGCGUGAGCAUUGCUUUUUUCCCAAAGGGCUUCACACUGAUGAAACAAGACGGCAUUUCUCCAAACGUGUGCACGAGCGCUUAAUUAAGGACGAAUCUUCUCAUGCAUUAAGGUCUAUUCUUGUCGAACAUCAAUAAAAAAACGUUUUCGUCAAGGGCAAAUACUAAAUUUACUACUUUUUUACAGGACAUCGUUGAAGUUCAUGACAUAACUCUUUCCAUAAUAACUUACGUUGGAUGUGGUUUGUCAGCCGCUUGCUGUUUUCUUGCCGUAUUUAUCUUCAGUAUCUUACAGUAAGCAAAUUCCCUUUUUUGAUCUAUCUAAAUAUUAAAAAUUGGCCACCCUGUUACUGAUAUCUACAAAAUUUCUGUUUCCAGUCUCAAGGGAGAUCACAUUCAUGUACACAAAAAUCUGGCCUUUAACAUGGGUGCGGUUACACUGAUUUUUCUUUUUGGAGCCGAUCAGACUGAUAACAAGGUAACGUCAAAAUUUUGUCUUUUGAACCAAACCUUAAUCGUCGAAGUGUUUGGAUAUGUUUGAUUCUUGCUAAGUGAUGAUUUAAGUUACCAUAUUAAUCUUUUUAGUGGCUGUGCAAGGCAACAGGGAUUGCUUUACACUUCUUCCUGACUGCUAUGUUCUCCUGGAUGCUAGUAGAAGGGUGGCAUCUGUAUUUGUCUCUAAUCAAAGUUUUAACCGCUGAAAAGAAGAGUUUACUCAAGAGAUACUACAUUUUAGGAUAUGGUAGGCUUACUUAGUAGUUAGCUGCUGUUGUUUCAUGAUUCUUCAUUUUUUUUCUAUAUGAGUUAUAGUGAUCCUGGCGCACUUUGAUCAAUUUAUGCAAAGUAAUGGUACUUUAGAUAUGUGUCUUGAUUGCCAAGCAUGCGUCCAGUAAAUACAAAGGUCAGAGUUCGAGUCUUGCUCAAACCUGAUCAUUUUGUCAGAUUUUCUGUUCAACUGCAUCGUUUGUUGAGUGGUCCCAAGGAGAGCUCCUUUGGACAGUACAUUGAGUAGCAAAAUCACUAGUUGUCACAAAGAACGGAAAAUCCCCUGGGCACUUACUGUCACAAAAUCAAUUCCCAUUUGAAUUUCUUGCAAGCUUCGGUUGAUCAGAAAUGUUUUUAUGGCCAAUCAGAAGCAGAGGAUUCAAAAAAGUUCCUGAAACUGUUCUGUAAGACAAGUGUUCAGUGGCACUCUUCUCAUUCCUUUCGCUCGAUUUUUUUUUCGUUUCCAAUUAGCUACCCCAGCCCAAGGUUUCCCAGGCGGAGGCAUUUGCAUGAAUAGCUGAAUAUGCCCUGUUUUUAUUCGCAAUAAACAUGUCAAGGCUAAAAGGCAAAUAACCGCGUUUACUUUUCGGUUUAUUUCAGGUUUACCUACCGGUAUAACUGCCUUGUCAGUAGCUAUUUUUUGGGACAAUUAUGGUAUAGGAAAUAUGUGAGUAGUAUGAACACUUUUGAUAUUUCACGGUCGGAUUUUUAUCCCUUAUCCACAUUUUAGCGUACCUCUAUAAUUUUCUGUAAAAUAAUCAAGUAAACAGUUGAGAAUGAACACUGAUACUUAAAUUUUUUGGCUCUUUUAAUCUUUACCAAAUACCAAGUAUCUAAAAAAACAAAAUCACAGAACACAGUGCCGGCAGCGACAGGUGAUUUGUGAGAUGAUUAAUGUUGUCUUUUUUUUGUAGAUGCUGGAUGACAGAAAUCGUCCUGGUUUCCCUCUUGUUACCUCCAGUUGUGGUAGUUAUUUUGGUACGUUGAUUUUCUAUAAUAGUAAUAAUCAAUAAUAAACAAACAUAUACAACAUAUAAAAUAUAUACAGUAAAACGCCGCGAAGAAGAACCUAGAUUUUUUUGAAGUUUGGCAAAAUAGAUUCUUAUAGUUUGGAUUACUUAUUUGAAGUGCAGGCUAAAUAGGUUCUUAAUCAGGUUCUUAAUUUUUAUGAAAAAGGAUACUGUUGUUGGUUACAAGAAAUUGCUAUAAAUGUUAUUUGUCCUUCAUAAUAGGCAUUUAUUUACCAAAAAUCUACAAAACUAGGUUAACAGCUAGAAGAUAUGCAGUUUUCAACAAUAUAACGUAAUACAAAUUCCCCAUAUUAAAGCCAGACUUUUGGUCAAAAUGUUCAUGAAAAUGUAUAUAUGUAUAUAAGAACCUGUUGAUUUUUCUUGGUGAAACUGGUUCUUAUAUUUUGGAGCAUUAAAAUGACACUUUCUGCCAGCAGGUUCUUUAAUCCUAGGUUCUUCUUCGCGGCGUUUUACUGUAAAUGUUAAAACAUGUAAUCACAGGACUGUACCUGUCUGUCCUAUAUGAGCUAAGGCUCGUGGCGGAAGGUCUCUAAACUUCAUCUGGCUGAAUAUUUUAAAAAAUACACAAGCUCUCGGCUUCAGUGGUCUGAUAUGCUUUGAUCGUCGCGCAUUUUUACAUUUUAGAAUUGAAGCCGAACGCCUACGUUCUUAAUUAUUCAAACCAGAAAACUUUUUCAUCGUAGAUUAACUUGUAUAGUGUGAGCUCCUCCAUUUUGUUGCUUUUUAAGCUUUAAACUUGUUAUCCAUAUGGUUAAAAUUAAUGAAAUUACUUAAAUUAUAGGGUUUGAAAAAUUACUUAAUGAGGCCAUAGGGACACUGAUUUCCUUUUGUAACAUAAUUCUUAAGAGAAAGUGACUUACAUACACCAACUCACGCCCUAGCCGGUACCUAACAGAUGGCUUGCGUACAAUCACAUCACCCGGGCAGUGGAAACCCUAAACAGUGGAUUUGUUCUUUUUGAGACUCUAAGCGUGUCGUAGACGUGCUAUUAGGUUUUUUUUCUUUUUUCGUCUUCUGUUUUAGACAAAUAUAAUCAUUCUCGGAAUGGUUAUCGGCGUGCUGAUAUCUCCUACAACAGAGAGGCGUCAGAAGUACGCUAGUGACCAAGCAUUUAUUUCCAAUAUCAGGUAAGGCAUUUCAAGAAUCAGGCGGGACAAUCAUCGUUUCUCAUUUUAUUGGUAGGUCGAUCUCAAUUCUGUAGUAACACUUAUGUAGUGACAAUUUUUCCCCCGUUAUUACUACUAUUACCCUUUGAUUCCGGUCCCUCAACCACGUUUGACCAUAUAUAUACAUUUCGGGCAGAGAUCUCCCCCUAUAAAUAAAUAAAAUUCUUACGGGGGCCAAAUCGACAAAUGACUGAAUCUUUUCAGAAAAACUUUGUCAUUUAUUUGACAAAAAAUCCAUUUCCUGUGUGCAUGUUCAGUUAUAGAUCACAAAUGACCUCAAAUUGUGGUAAAGGUGGGGGCGAACCUCCCCUCAAAAUUAUUAUUUAGGCUUCAUUUGCAAAUCUCUUACAUGUCUUCAUUUCUCCACGAAACUUGCCAGAUAGACUUCGGUUGUUGAACCGGUAUUUUUAAUUUUUUGUUUACUGCAAAAUGUCAAAUAAUGACGUCACAAUGGCUGCCGUCCCUAAAACGAGUUAAAUGAAUUAUUUAAUUUCAAUAUCGAACUUAUGUCAUCUGAAAGAUAAUUAGAAGGUUAGUAAAACGCUGAAAACUGUUUCAAGUUACGACACGUAUGACUUUAAAGGUAUUUUAGUGAAUCCCCGGAACAAUACUUUUCCUUUUCUUUACAUUUUUUGGCUUAGUAAGCUGAUUUUCUGGUAACAUAAGCCUUUCAUAAUUGCCCAAAGUCGUAUCAUUUAAAAACGCUGAUCACUUGACAUUGUAGACGUCACUAAACUGUUUUCUUGGUUUUUGCACAGGUGGAAAUUUCCUUUUUCCAAAUUUUCUUUUUCCUCUAAGUUUCGACAAUAAACAGUCAUGUGUUAUGUUUAUCUUAAAUAGAAAUGGUGACAAGACAAUGAAACGCUUGAAUUUAGACUUAUUUUUCAUGGGGGUACCCCUUGUCCGUGGUACGAAUUUAUCCAACUUCAAAAAGUCAUAUCUCAGCUCAUAUUUGAAAUAUUGGAAAAACGUUUUCUGCAUUCAACUUCCCUUGAAUAGUUCUUUCCUAAUUGUUAUGAAAAAUUGGGAGAUUCAGAAAAAAAAAUUAGAAAAUAAAAUUUACCUAUGAAUGACGUCAGCAAAUGUGACGUCAUGAAAGAGCUUGCAGCCAACAAAGUUACAAAAUAUGUCACUGGUGUUCUUACCACGUUUUUAGAGUGCCUUUAAUUUUUUUUAUAACUUUUUUAAGUAAAAAUUUAUUUGGCACACCCGUUCCGCUGAUCUCGAUUUCAUGCAUGCUUAUCUGUUUCUUUUAAAGUCGUCAGUUUUGUUGCAUUGCAUUGCGACUCAUCUUACUGGCAGGUUUUACCUUUUAGUUUUACUAGCUUUUCUGGACACAGACCUGCCCAGAGGGAAUAGGCACGAACGGGACUCAUAGGUCUCAUGCAAGGUGCCAUCCCUACCCAAUCCCACAACCCGUAAAGGCUGGCCACAUCACCGGGGCCUGCGUCCCCUACUCUUUUCGAACAGUGGUGUGGGUUCUUUUACGUCCCACAUGAACAGAUCGGUGAGAGUGCUGUCAGACGGGACUUACGGUUUUUCGUCCUUAUCCGAGAAGACUAGAAAGUCUAACCAUUUGCAGAUGUCGUUACAAAGGCAGCACUUUCUUCUCGGUUAUUUAAAGACCCAGAGUGUUGGUCCGGCCGGGGUUUGAACCCGCGACCUCCCGCUCGACAGACCGGCGCUCUCCCAACUGAGCUAACCAGACGGCGGUUACCAGCAGGUCAGCAGUUUUUCAGCAGCAGUUUCAGUUUGUGAAAUUGGAAGAAAUAUUUCUAGAACUCCACACUUAACUAUUUGUAUCUAAAGUCAACAUUUCCUUAAUUUGUGUCAUAGUUCUUUCAUCUACGUCACAGCUCUUUUGUUCCCGCGACGCUUUCGAGAGAAGACUUAGAAUGGACUGCCAAAAUGGUAGCAAAUUUGAAAGUUAUUUGGAAAAAAUCGCGUUGUGUUCAAAUGCAAAAUUUUCCGGAGACGUUCUGGUAGUAAUUUGUACUUUCAAUUUAAAAAAACUAAAUAAAGCUACAGUUCAGUCACUAAAAUAAACUAAAAUACACUUUCCUUAGGUUCUUAGGGAAUGUACGCCAAAGAAUACUUGGUGGCUGAUUCCCUUAUUUUCUUUAUGUAUUGUAUUGUUUCACUCUGCUUUAGAAUGGCACUAAAAGGAUGCCUAAUACUCCUACCAUUACUUGGAGUCACUUGGUUAUUGGGAUUUCUGCAAGCGAAUCUUUCUUCAUUGGUAAUGUCGUACGCUUUUGUUCUCCUCAACUCUUCUCAGGUAAAGUUCAGCGUUCAUUAUUUUUGUUACAUCAAAAUUUUGUCAGGAAGAUUUUUUUCCAUUUGUUGAUUACUGAGUGCAUCGGUAUCACUGAACACCAGACGCGCCUUAAAUCACCUGGAAGGGAAAAUCGUUUACUAUGGCUUACUCUACGGUCCAAACUAACAAUGCGUUAACGCUGGUGUAAGGGAGGAACUUUUGUUUCGCAUUUGUUCACAAAAAAUCCGAGGUUUUCCAGGAGUAGAUGUAAAAGAGCCAUAGUCACUUUAUUCUUUUGAUUAAAAUACAAUAUAAAAAAUGAAAUAACAUUUCCCUUUGUUUGUUGUCCGAUGAUGAUUUUUAUACUUAAUUGCUGUUUUUUCAGGCACUGAUUUGUGUUUUAUUCAUUUGCAGGGCGUAUUUUUCUUUGUCUCCAAUAUCGUUCUGAAUCAGGAGGUAACUAGAACUGUCCUUGUGGAGUGUACCACAUUCUUAUUCUUUUGCCUAUGGCCGGUCAUCAUGUCUUUCCGUUCUAAUGUCUUUCACGUUUUACGGCCCCUUAUUCCCAGUUGCCGCCCUUUUCUCAGUUGCCAUCCUUUAUAUGUACCAUUUGUCUGUUCUCGGUGUGCGUUCAACCUUGCACCAACGACAUUCUCGAUUUUCGUUUAUUCGUCUUCCUUAUUUCUCAUUAUGCUUUAUAUUAGAUCUUUUCCCAGUUUUCCCUCAAUUAAUCACCCCUUUCGCCAAAACUUUCAACUCCAUUCCCUAAUUCUUUUCUCACUUACAUUCUCAACUUGUUAUUCCUACCUAUUCUUACAUUUCCUUUAGCUAUCUGUCAUUAUUCUGUUCUGGUCUUUUCUCGUUAUGUUUUAAUUCUGGUCAGGUUUAAAUUAUUUAUUAAUUCUUAUGGUUUAUGGUUUGCACAUCACAUUUGUCACUGUCUUGUCGUCUUUUUUUAUUUUUUAUUUUCUUAGUGUCUUAACUGUACUUACCAAAAAGUUACUUAAUCUUUUCUCACUAUCUGUUUAUUCUCCGUCUGUUCGCUUUACUAGUUUGAAAAUGUUUGAUUCCUACAUUUUCUCAUGGGCCGCUUCGUUUUUGUCUCCUAUAUUUCUAGUGCUCUCGUUAUCACGUACAUCAAUACUCGAGUGAAAAAAGGCUUUUGGUAAACAAGACACCUUAAAAUUAUCGUUUUGGAAUAUGCCGAUCAUUACUAGUUGUUUUGCGAUGAGAAUAUGCAUUGAAAGGGUUACCUCUUUGCUGUUGUUAGCUUUCUUUCUCUACUCCUUUGAUCUCUACGAUCUAUCAUUACUUCUUAUCCAUUGUCUGUUCUUUUUGUCUUUCCUUUCUUCUUUUCUGUCAUCUCUAAUUGUUACGAUCUUUCCCAUACUGUUAUGUCUGUCUUUCGUCUGUUUAUGCUGUAUAUCAACUCCCUGUUCCAUGUCUUCCCCUUGUUUUAAACCUAUCAAUUCCUUAUACUAUUAUGCCUGCCUCUUUUCUUGUUGUACACCGACAUAAUGCCAGACAUUUCUUUGGCGUCCGUCCUGUCGUCCGUCUUUUUUAUUGUUCCUCUGCCCUUGCUUCCUGUCCUGCCGCUAUUCUUCUCUGUAAGCAAUUACUUUCUGUUCUCGUUCUGUCUUUACUUCUUAUCAUAACCUCUGAGUCCUUACUUCCUAUCUUACCCCUGUUUGCUGCCCUACAUUGUGUCGCUUUUUAUCUCUGGUCUGCCCUUACGAGCUGUCAAAAAUCUUGCUAUCUUUUCAUUCUUGCCCUUACUAUCAUCUUUGUUCUGCCCGCUUACUUCCUGCCAUACAUCUAUUUUUACUGUCCAUCCUUCUCUAUCCUUACCUACUAUUAUUGUCCUGUCCAUGCAUUAGUCAGUUAUUACAAGCUAUCCUAUUGCUAUUCUUUCUGUUAUCCUAUUGCUAUUCAUACCUCUUAUUAGCCGAGUUUUCGGUCCGUACUGUAAAUUACGGACCGAGUUUUUUUCCGUCGAUUUAUGGCCGAAGCGCGAAGAGCACGGGCCAUAAAUCGAUGGAAAAAAAACGGGGAUCCGUAAUUUACAGUACGGACCGAAAAAACGACGCUAAUAAGAUGUUUAUUAUAUGGCUUCUUCCUGUUUGGGGAACCGGAAACAAGUGCAGGACGCACGAUUUGACAGUCAUUUGACAGGCGUCAAAAUAGAAAGUUCUUAUUGGCACACGAAAACAAUAGCACAUAACAAAGGCUUUCCGAGAAAGUAAAAACAAAUUCGCCAUGUUGAAAAAGUUUAUUCGGUCAAAAUUAAGAGCACCGUAAGUUUUAGCUUUUUAAUGUAACGCUGGAGUAUUUUGGAAACCGGACCCUGUGUCUGUCUAGAAGUCGUUUCCAUCUUUCCACUGUUUGUCCUUGUAAAAAAAAAUACUGCAAAAGGCAAAGAAGCUUUUCAAGGUAAGUUUGUUGUCAUUGUCGAAGGAUUCGCUCGUUAAUUGUUUUUGGGAAAACCUCUCUUUCUGCCAGUUCAUUCUCGUCUUCAAUUGUGAUCUGCGUUAAAAUUUUCAAACACUGACUAAAAUUCUCUUCCUCGGUAAGGUUACGAUUCAGUUUCUACACCAGGUUCGUUCUCAUUAAAACAAAGCUAGGUUAAAAUUUGGAAAGGCAAAGUCAACAUCCCAGUCCUCAGGGUUUACAGAUAUAUUUUAACGUUUAUUCGGUCAAAACUAAGAGCACUGUAAGUAUUCACUCGUUAGUGUGACGCUGAAGUCUUUUGAAAACUGGACAUUGUGUCUGGUUCGAACUCGCUUCUAUCUUUCUUUUGUUGGUCUUCGAAAAAACACUACAAAUGGCAAAGAAGAUUGUCAAGAUGAUCGGGUGCAGGUAUGUUUGUUAUCAUAUUUCUCUUAGGCAAAACAUCUCGAAUCUCUGCCAGUCGAUUUUCGUCUUCUUAACUGUGUACUCACGCGAUAAAAUUUUUAAACACCGACUAGAAUCCUCUUCGAUAAGAUUACGAAUUUAAUAGUUUCUUCACCGCCUUCGUUCACAAAUAAACACAGUUUAAAAUGUUGAAGGCCAAAGACAAAAUCCAAGUCCUUAAGGUUGAAAGGUGUCCUAUAACUUUAUUUAAACCUUUUUUUCCGAGGUAAAGAGAUUUAGAGCUCCGAAAUGAGAAUUUUCUUUAAAAUUUUGGUCCGUAUAGCAAGUUACGGACCGCAAAUUGACCAAUCGCAUGGCAAAAACAGACUCAGCCAUAUUAAUAAUAAUUUCUGUUAUUCCACCUUGUCCGAUCGCUGUUCUUACUGUCCGUCUUUUCACUUUUCUUAGAAUCUAUUUUAUGCUGUGAUGUCUAUCCCUUUACUGUUCUUAUUUCGUUCUGCUCAUUGUUUACUUUCCAGAUAUUCCUGUCCUUACUGCCUGUAAUACCUAUGUUUUUUACUAUCUGUCCCUCCUUAUCGUGUGCCUUUCUGCUAUUCUUCUGUCCUUAUUGUCUAUCGAUUCAUUUUAACUGCUAAAUUCUUCCCUGUGCUGUUUUUAACUGCCCUUCUUUUGUUCUUGUUGUCUAUCCUCCCUCUAUUACUAUCUGAUCUAACUACACUUGAAUUGUGCUUUUCUAUCCUUUACCUACCCUUAAAAUAUGAAUGUUCUCUCUAUACAUUUAGUAGUCUGUCCUCAUGACGUGUUAUAAUGGUUUGCGCUUCCUCUGUCAACACUUUUCCCCUCCCUCUUUAAAUCUCUACCCUAGUACAGAUUUUUUCGUCUAUUCUUAAUGUGAUGUGCUGUUAUGCCCUGGCCUCUUUCAGCCUUACCCAGAGUCUAUCCGUCCGCAUAUAAAUGUUUGGUUUCACUAUGUAUGAACGGUCAAUCCUCACUGUUUUCUGCUAGCGUUUCUGUCUUUUUUUAUUUUUCUUUUACAUAUAUCCUGUCCUUUCACAACAACUUUCUGCUCUCACUAAGUUUUUACUUUCCAUCCUCAGUGUUGUGCUCUGCUGUCCUUUUCAAGUCCUUCUGUCUCCGGAUCUUUCUAUGUUCAUUUGCAACCUUCUAUCCUCAUUGUGCUGUGCUUUUGUGUCUUUCUUCUGUCCUUACUUUCUUUUCUUUUUAUAUUACUGUCUCUCCUGAAUAGUGGUUAGAUUUAUAACUUCACUGUUAUUUGCUAGUCUUCUAUACUUUCUGUGCAACUCGUCCAAUACUGUCUGAUCUCACUCUGUUUUUUCUAGUCUGGCCUUUUUAUAAUUUUUUCUACUCUUAGCCUAUGUAAACACUCUCUUUGAUUACUUCGUUCUCUGUGUUUAAAGCUCGCCCCCAAACUUCUCUUUCCAUUUGUCAUUAACCUUUGUUACUGUAUGUCUAUUCGUUGUUCUUGCCGGCAAUCCUCCCUCCUCUCUUUUUUUCUGUUCCAACUCGAUCCUCUUUUAGUACUGUAUGUACUGACCUUGUUCAUCCUCCUUAAUUUCCGCUUUUUCGCCCUAUCAACGUUUUUGUCCUUGUUUGGAUAAUGUUUGUUCUGUCUUUUUGUCCUGUACCUCUAUCCUACUUGCCGUCAUUCCUCUGAUCUCACUAGAUAUCUCUACUGUGGUUUCUAUGUCAAAGUCGCAAUUUGUCUGAUCAUUAUUUAUAAACUUUUCAUUUUCCCUUACCCACGGUAGCAAAAGAAGAGGGAAGACUUAAACUUGUGCCCUUUUCUCUUUUUGCAUUCCCUCGUCUAUUUCUUUUCUUGUUUACGCUAUUUCUGUCUUCUUUAUCUUUCGAGCUAGCUCCGAUGUCAUGAGAUAAUCAUCUUUCACCUUUUGCUGCUACAAAUUAGUCAUUAUUAUGCAGUAGCCUGUGGACAAGCUCCUUAACUGGAAACGGACGAAUUUCAGUGCCACUUGGGAAGAGGAGGGAAAAACUCUCUCCAAUUUCCUUGGCUUUUAUUCGCCAAAUCUGCUUUCCAGUAAGGUGCUUGUCUACAGGCUAGUUCUUCUUGUUAUUAUCUGUAAGGUUUCCACGGCGUUUAAGAAGUUUUUGAAGAAAUACUCUUCCAAGAUUCCCUUCCGAUCACCGUCGUCUUCCAGUAUGCCGGUUAGUCUUGGAGGAGAAAAUAUAUUCGCCUCGUCCAUUAGCAGGGUAAGAAACAUACUUCAUUUGCAUGUUUAAAGUCUUAUGAUUUGUAGAGGUAGCUCAUGUUAAAACAGGUAUAUGGCUCUUACCUAGAAACUAAAUAUGAAUGAAUGAAUAAAGAGUCGUGCAGACAACAGACGUGCCCUCUUACAAUACAUUUUUUUUAACAUUUGAACAGUAAGCUCGGGCGUCAGCAUACAAAGGCGCCAUUGGCAGCCGCUCUCAGUCCAUUUAUGAGCUUACUGUAUCAUCCACCCAACCCAUGAUGUGAAUGAUUUGAUGUGUGAACGGUGGUGUGGGUUCUUUUACGUCCCACAAGAACAAGAUACGUGUAACGAGACCUACGGGACCUGUGGGACGAGACCUACGGUUUUUCGUCCUUAUCCGAGAAGACUAGAAAGUCUAACCGUUUGCAGAUGUCAUUACAAAGGUAGCACUUUCUUCUCAUCUCAGUUAUUUAAAGACCGUGAGUGUUGGUCCGGCCGGGGUUUGAACCUGUGACCUCCCGCUCAGCAGACCGACCCUCUCCCAGAUAUAAAUACAUGUGGGUAUUUUCUAACAUGUCUACUUCCUUAUAUUAAUAUCAUCUUUCUUAAAUACUUAUAUUGUUAUCGCUUCGCUCUUGUUUGAUUUUUUUUUCAGGCAACGGCUUACUCAAACGAAUCAUUCAGCUCAAAAAAGUCGUUUAUGAAAAAACAGGCAGAAAGGCAAAAGAAUGAAAACAAGCUCUACGCACCUAACACACACAUAAAAGUAAGCUACUACCUUUUAAUUUGA